CGCCUCUCCGGCGGCUCGUGCGCAUGCGCCUUGGGAGCAGCGUCCGGGGCAGGCAAGCAGUCUCUCCCUAAUGUAAGAUGGUGGCCGGUCUGGCAGCGGAGCGCGCAGAGCCUGGAGAUUACCCGUCUCUCACAUAAAGGUCGUCGGAGGAGCCGCCCGGACCCCUUCCCCGCUGCUACAGAAGCCGAGCGAGCGAGCGAGCGAGCGGGAGGAAGGGAGCGCGAGAGGGUAUCGCCGCCCCCGCCGCCAGACAGCCGGUCGCCGUGGAGCAGGGACGACGAGGCGGCGGGUGAGUGAGCAGCCGGGGCUCGGGGAGCGCUAGCCGGGGCUGCCUAGCUACGAGAGAGCGGAGGCUUCGCGGGGAGCCUGCAGGCCUCGGCCAUCCCUCAUGCGCCUGCUCCAGACCCUGGGCCGGCGCCGGGGCUCCCUGUGGCCGGAGGGGCGGGAAGGCGGGCUGGGGCCAGCUAGGGCGGCUCCUGCCCCUGCGGCGGCGGCGGCGAGGGCCGGCUCGCCUCCCUCAGGAGCGCAAGGGUGGUCCGAGGGGUUGCCGGCGCCUGGCCGCUCGCGCCGGGGACCAGCUGGAUGGAGAGGGGGCUCCGAGCGAGGCGGAGGCCACGCUGUGGCUGCUCAGGGCGGGGGCUGGGGAGGCAAGAGAGGCGGAGGGCUCUCGGGCAGCGCCUCCUUCGCAUCCCCAUCCCCACCCCUCCGCCGCUUCUCGCGUGUGCAUGUUCAGGAGGGACCUAUCGCUCAUAGGCUUUGGGUCUGAUAAGGUGCUGAGGAGGAGGUUUCUCCUCCUUCCUUCCAUCCACAGUAUUGAAAGAGGUGGUGGUUGGUGGGGAGGGGAGUAUCCAGGCUCUCCAGCAGCAGCACGUGUGUUUGGUAGUGGGUGGCAGUUAAGUGUCCCCUCUUGCCCUAUUGUGAUGGGCAUUUCGAAUUUCCCUAGAUUUUUAAAAUUUCCUCUUACGUUCCCGUACGGCUUUCCCAUUAUACACAAGUCAGUUCCUCAUGCCUUAAGUUUUGUAGGAUGCUCCGAUUAAGUAAGGUUGAAGGCCUUUCACCGCUUUCUCUUCCAUGGUCUGCAUUUCCUUUCUUCAUUCAAAGUGAGGUUAUGGUUCCUUCAUGUAUCUCUCUCUCCCCCUCCGCCACUCCACACAUACUUUUUUAUUUGGGUAGUAAUUCCUGACAGAUUUCUAUACCCUGUGUACUAAAGGUAAACAUGUUUCUCAGGAGGAAAAUCUAUGCUAGUGUAGGACAUAUAUUGUAUGUAAUGUAAGCCUAGGAAGUAAUGCAGUCAGGAGCUGGGGUCUAGAAAUUGGCAUGUAAUUGGCUUCCUAUACCUUUCACUACUUAAGGGCUUAAGAGUUCUGCUUGUGACUUCUAAUAAAUUGGUUUAGGUUGAAGUGGUGGUGAUGUGCAUGCUGUAAUACUGUCUGUUUUUACCUUUUUUUUUUUAAAAAAAAAUCCAGCUCAUAUUAGCUACUGCCUUUGUGGCCAUAGGCAUGUUAGCAUGGUGAUAGUAAUAAUAAGAGCAAAUGAUUAUUAACUGACUUUUUAUUCCUUGGAAUUAUAACUACAAAAGAAGUUACGGAACAAAUUAUUAAAUAUGUCUGGUGUACUUGAUCCUUGUGGUUCAACAAAUUCACAGUCCCCAUAAAACAUGUAGUUUUAGGAAAUCUUUUGUUCAAGUAACUUCAUACAGUGGUACCUCAGGUUACAUACGCUUCAGGUUACAUACGCCGCUAACCCAGAAAUCGUGCUUCAGGUUAAGAACUUUGCUUCAGGAUGAGAACAGAAAUCGUGCUCCGGCGGCGCGGCUGCAGCAGGAGGCCACAUUAGCUAAAGUGGUGCUUCAGGUUAAGAACAGUUUCAGGUUAAGAAGAGACCUCCGGAACGAAUUAAGUACUUAACCCGAGGUACCACUGUAUAUGGUUUGAUAGUCAAACACAUUAUACCAGGUUUUUUAAAUCAUUCUGAAGUUCUUAGUUUCUAAUCCCCCAAACAGAAGUAACACAUGCAUCAGUUUAUAUAUGUUUGACAGUUAGACAUAUGUAACUUUUUUUAUUUGUAUACCAACUUUCUUGACUUGCCAAAAAAAUGAAAGUUUUUUCUAAGUGAGAAUUGUCACUGUAUGUAUGUGGCCACUGUACAGGGCCACAACAACUGGAACAAGGCAUUUAUAACUGUGUAUUUUCAUUAUUAUUCUUGGCUUCUUUAAGAGACAAUAUUGCUAAAGGUAUCGGAUCACGUUGUUUAAGUUGGCAUCUUUGAGCCAUAUGUCUUGGGAGAGCCUAAUCAAUUCAUACUGGACUAAUUUGUUAGAAGAAUAAAUACACACAACUUCUGCAUUUCUCAUAGGUCAUAACUGUGAAAUAACCAAUGUUAUUUGGUUAACUCAUCACUGACUUCUUAAAAAGUUGCAUAAUGUGAGACUUCUCUUGAAGCAUAUGCCUCCUAAAAAUGUAAUUCGAAGAAUGUAUGCAGAGCAUCACAAUACAAGUUACAUCCAAAAUAUACUACAUAAAGAUUUUGUAUGCUCCCAUCCAGAAUUACUUCUGACGCAGGUGCUGUAAACAGUAGUACUGCACAGUGUGAACAAGUCUGAGUUACUGCAGAAGGUAAUCAAAUUCAGUUGUAGGGUGAUGGUCUUAUUGACCAUUUUCAUUCCAUUUGCAAAUAUGUAAUGUCCUGCUGGAAUGAAGCAAUUGUUUAUAUGGAAAAAUAAUAGAAUAUCAUAAUUAUUAAAUCUUUUCAGAAUGUAUAUAUGCUCUUCAAUUCAUGCGUCUUUCCCAUAAACUCUCACUUGAAUGUUUCUUCAGGUAGAAAAGGCAAAUGGCCAGCCCUAUUACUUUUUCUGGGUUUUCUUUUUUCAUAGAAUCAUAGUAUUGUAGAGUUGGAAGGGACCAUGAGGAUCAUCUAGUCCAACCCCUUGCAAUGCAGGAAUCUGUUGCCCAAUGUGGCGUUCAAAUCCACAACCCUGAGAUGAAGAGUCCCGUGCUCUUCUGGCUGAGCUACCCCCCUUUUUUCCAGUACACCACGGGGGUGGGGAUACUUGAAUUCUAAGUGGGCUGUAGACCUGAGCACUUAUAUAAAUAAUAUGUGGAAUUUAUCCCUUUUGAUUGAUGGGAAGAUUGAGGCAUAAAGUUGGCAUUUGGAGAAGUCUUCAAGUAUUUCUCUUUUAGGAUGGUAUGGGAAAAAGAAGGUGCUAUAGGGAAAGUGAAUGCUUUCCUACCAAGAGAAGGGGCAUUUUGAAGAGUGAUGUCACCAUGAAACCUAUUUGCCAUAGAAUUAGUGCAUAAGGUGUAUGGGUUAUUCAUUCAUUUGCAGGUAUAGGAAUAAUGUAGGUGCCUUGUUCUGCAAAAGAGAAAAGCAGUACUUCUCUAGGUAAUCUCAACUAAUUUGCAGUAAAAUACAUAGACAUAAAACUAUUACUCAAGUACAUAUCUUGAAUUGUUGACUAACAUGAUUGAAAUGUUUUAAUAUAAUUAAUUAGGAGGAACUGCCCAGCUACUUGCUUAGAAAAACCAAUUUUGCUAAAAUCUCAUGUACAUGAGAGGUUGAUGAUAUAAUGUGCUAGAGUACUUGAUACAUUCAGUUGCUGAACAACUUAGCUAGAGCCCUAGUUCAUAAGCUUUGCUUCAGACUAUUUGUAGUGUUCAUUAAUGGUGGUUUCUUCAGAAUGUGGUUGCAGCUUUGAAGUACUAAAAGUAAUUAGUUUUGAAAAGUUAAUAAUAAUAAUAAUAAGAAGAAGAAGAUACUGCAUCUAACAGCUCAAAAAAUGUUAGGAGUGGGCAGUUGUUAUCCAGGUGCUUAGUCUAGGCACCAGAAGCUUCUGAUAAGAGGCAGUAGUGUAGGCCUGCUAUCAGGCCAGCUACUAGCUCACCUAUGUGGAUUAUUCUAUACAUGGGCAAAUAACUCUGUUAACCCUCUUGUCUCCAGUUUAUAUUACACAGUUUGUAACACACUCAAAUAUGAAAAGCAACUGGGUUUUGAGCAGAGUUUUUGACAAUAUUCAGCUGGUUAUUGUCAUUUGCCUAUUUCAUGGCAUAUUAGUGGGAGUCAGGGAUUGAGAUAGCAGAAGGAUGCCAAAAUAUGGUGUUGUCCACAUACUUCAUGUUUGCAUUAACAAACCUUUUGCCUUUUUCUUGGCUUCAGUUAUAGUGAGCUAUGAACAGAGCCAAUAUUGCUACCCCUUCAGUCCUUGCAUUACUCAAAACAUAGCCCCUCUCAAUUAUUAGUUGCCAAUGUGACUUUUAAAUUUGCAGGUUGAGAAUAUUCCAGAUUAACUGUAGUGUUAAUCUGAUAAAGCAAAGUUGUCACAAUAAUCAUUUUACAUUUAAUUUAAACUUUAUUUCUGCCCUGUUGGAAGUAAUUGUUUGGCUUCUACAAGGGAUUUUUCUCAUUCUUGAAGGGUUAUUAUUCUGUGGUAGAGCACAUGGUUUACCUGCAGAACACCCCAGGUUAAAUCCUAACGUCUCCAGUUAGAAGGCUUUUAAAUUUAGGGUUGAGAACGACCUCUGCUUGAGCCCUUGGGAGAGGUACUGCCAGUUAAGAUGGACAAUACUGGGGCUACAUAGGCCAGUGGUCUGAUUUGGUAUAAGGCAGUCGUGUCUUCAUCUGACUCAUUGACCUCUUUAAUUCAUGAUACCACCCUGGUUUAAUUACAAGCUUUGAUAAGCCAUAGUAAGGAAGAAUGAUGUGCAUUUUAUCGAUACAAUAUUUCAAGAUGUUCAGUAUUUGCUGCUGUCCAAGCAUAUAGGGUGGCAUGUACAGGUGCAGAAAAGGGUAGCAAUGGCUACUAGCUGUGAUGACUGUAUAUUCCAGUGUCAGACGCAGUAUGCACCUGAAUACUUGGGGACUCUGAGUGGGAAAGUGCUAUUGUGCUUAUGUCCUGCUUAUGGGAUUCCCAUAGAUACCUGGUUGGACGCCGUGGGAACAGAAUGCUAGAGUAGAGACUAGAUAGACCUUUGGUACAAUUCAGCAGUGCUCUUAUUAACAUUUUAAGUACAAGCAGCUAUGUUUACAUGUAGGCUUAAAUAUAUUUAUAUUAUAUUUUUGGCCAAGAUGGAAGUCUCCUCCCUGAAAUUUGGAGAGAGUUACAGGGAAACCAACAGCAUUGCAAAUACAGUAUGGUGGUACCUCGGGUUAAAUACUUAAUUUGUUCCGGAGGUCCGCUCUUAACCUGAAACUGUUCUUAAUCUGAAGCACCAUUUUAGCUAAUGGGGCCUCCUGCGGCUGCCGCGCCACCGGAGCACGAUUUCUGUUCUCAUCCUGAAGCAAAGUUCUUAACCCGAGGUACUAUUUCUGGGUUAGCAGAGUCUGUAACCUGAAGCAUCUGUAACCCGAGGUACCACUGUAUUUAAGAUCAUUUUUUAAAGAAAUGUUUUGAGGAAUACGGGGCUAAUGCAUUUUAAUCAUAGGAAUAGCAUUUCUUAGGCAAGGUGGAAGCUGUAAAUUGUAAAUUUGCUCCUGUUGUAGUGAAGCUUGACUAUUAAAAAAAAGGUGCAGGGGUAUUAACUUAGGCUUAUUGUUAUGAGCAUGAAUUGUAUUUGAAUUUUCAACAGGCCAAUCUUAUUUAAUUUUUAUAUCUAUUCACAGUGAGGGAACAAGAAACCCACCUGUGCAAAUGGCUGAUCAGACAGCAAGUACUCAGUGGAGCUUCCUUUCAGCUCUGGUUUGAUUGUGGUAAAACAAUCUGAACUGUGCUUAAGACACCAGUUUAGUUUAUCCCAGCAGAAUUCUUAAAUGUCAAGCCUAAACAUCAAAUCUUUUGAGUUUCUUGGAGGAAAAUUGUGGUUUUGUUGUACCCUGUCCAUGGUGCUGCAGUGAAGGUGACUUUCUAUAUUAGUAAGCAUGUGUUCCAAACCAAUGUGGUCUCCAUUUUGUUUGUUGAAUUAUUGGAUCAACAACUAUUGAACUAAUAUUUAUUAUGCUCCUUGGAGUAUACCUGUGAGUGAUGGGUUGUAAUAAGUAAAUUAAGAAGUCUUCAUGAAGGAUGAUGUAAUUCCAAUGAGAACAUUACCUACAUGUUUCUUGUUCAACAGUUGGCUUGUUAAGCCAUGGCAGUUAGCUUUCAAAUAAUUUAUUGUAUGUGUAGAUUGCAGGGACGCGGGUGGUGCUGUGGUCUAAACCACAGAGCCUAGGGCUUGCCAAUCAGAAGGUCGACAGUUCGAAUCCCUGUGACGGGGUGAGCUCACGUUGUUCGGUCCCAGCUCCUGCCCACCUAGCAGUUUGAAAGUACGCAGUGCAAGUAGAUAAAUACGUCCCGCUCCGGCUGGAAGGUAAACGGUGUUUCUGUGCGCUGCUCUGGUUCGCCAGAAGCAGCUUAGUCAUGCUGCUUGUGUAGUUGUGUUAACCUUUCAUAGAGUUCUUGAGAAAACUUGCUAGUUAUUUGUGCUCUGCAAGAGUCGCCUAGAAAAAUGUCCAGUUGACAACCUCGGUGUACUUCGAAUGCCACACACCUGCCAUUGUAUGGUGGCGUAUUAAUUCCUGAUUUGACAUUAACUUUUUUGAAGCUGUAGAUUUAGCUUGUGCCAGAAUGUAUGUUUAAUAGUACUGUGUUUAUAAACCACAUUUAUUCCAGUGCACUUCAGAUACUUUACAAUGUAAGAUACAUACUUAAACAAUAAUUAGAGGUAUACAAAAGACAAAACGGUAAAACAGCAAAAUUGUCUCAGGCAGUGUUCGAAACUCCUAUUGUUCUAGGCACAUUUUGCAACAGGUAUUUUCAUUUGUGUGAGCCGUGUGUUCUGGGCACAGUACCGCACCUAAGAUUUCAGAUUAAAUCUGCAGAGUGGAAGGAAAGGAGUACUUUUUUCUGCCUCCAUGCCUCCAGCUACUCUCCGAAGACUAGAGAAGAGACCCUCUUAAGACUAUUAGGGGGGUGGGCAGGGGAAGGACUAGACCAUGUGAAAAAUGAAUGUAAUAUUUUAGCUGCAGUUCAAGCAUUGGAACAGCCAUGCCAUCUUGAUGAAUUGGGCCAGGUUGGCCUCCCCUAUGUCAUGUUAUUUUUCCUGAAAGUCAGGUGGUUCACGCUCCCAGUGACACUUUGUCACCUGACUAGUGAUAGAGGUCAAUUUACCUCCUGUCAGCUGUGCAUUUCCAAGCAACAUACAAGAGUGCAUUAUAUAAUGUUCUAUUAAGAUAUGCAUGCAGACAACCCCCGAUUUGCGCAGGGGUUGCUUUUCUGGUCAUUGCACACUUGCCCCUGUUCCACCCUUUUAGUGACAUCUUUAAUGACAUUUGCAGGUUCAGCGUGUGUGUGCAAUUGCACACAUAUUGGUCACACCUAAAACGGGGUUACCCGUAUACCUUUCAUAUGCUUAAGGUAGGAGAUUUAAGUUAGGUUUGAAAUAAAUCAGUAUUAUAUACCAACUUGUCCCCCUGAAAUUUGCUUUUUAUCUGCUAUGCAGAUGCUUAGCUUGCACAAAUGAAGAGUUUAUCAGUUUCAUUACAUUUUUCUUCCCGCCCCCCGUUAGGCUUCAGACAGCAAUAUAAUGUGCAUAUGAAGGAACAAUGACAGUGUAAAACUCUGAGCUAUGGGUUAGGGACUAAAGGCUACACAUGGAAAAGUCCAAAUUUCUACUCUCUUCAAAUUUGAUAUACCCAGUGUGAUUUACUGUCAGGUUUGACUUUGAUGGGAGAAACUCUCAAGCAACUGUAUCAUAAGGUGGCUGUGAGGACAGGGUAAUUGGUGGGAAAUCAUACUAUUCCAUUAGUCUUCAGUUCCCAACUCUAGUUUCUUGCUUCUUUCCUCCCUCUGUCUCUUGUGUUCAUAGGCUGUCUUGUUCCCUGAAGUCUUGGCUAAUUUAAAAUGUACUUUACCAUAAGGUGCUUAAGCAUAUCUUUUUGUAAGUUGGUUGGUAAAUGGUAAAGAAAGUAAAGAAUCAACAUUGUGCUAAACUGUUUUAUGGAAUCUUAGAACAGUAUUUACACAUAAAACAUUAUUAUUCCAAAACAGAAGUAAUUCCAGUUUCUAAUGAGAGAUCUUGCUUUCUGUUCAUGUGCAUGGGUAUAUCAUUGUACCAGUGGAGAGAAUGUGAUCAAGGUUUUCUCUUUGGUGAAUUUAGUUCUUUGUUCCUCUUAAGAAUCAAUGAUAAUGGUUUUUUCUCUGCCUUCUACAAGUACAUGAUAUGUAUCAUAUGCUAGAAUAAUGAACUUGUGAAAAGAAAGGGUACUAAUGUCACUACAAAUGCUUUACCUAAUGUGUGAAAAUGGGCUUUAUUUUAAGGAAAUGUUGUGAACUAGCUCAUAUCUCCUGAUGGAGUCUAUUCACUGUUUGGGCUAAGAGUUAAAUGGUAGGACUCUUCUGUUGUGAAGUGGAACAGAUUCCUACAAGAGGUGGUGGACUCUCCUUCCUCGGCAGUUUUAAGCAGAGGUUGGAUGGCCAUCUGUCAUGUAUGAUUUAAUUGAGAUUCCUGCAUUGCAGUGGGUUGGAUUACAUGACCCUCAGGGUCCCUUCCAACUCUACGAUUUUAUGAUUCCAUGAAUCACAUGUUUGCAUAGGCUGUACUUGAAUUGUCUGUUGUCCACUGAUUUUAUGGCAAGCAAUAUGAAAACUUUAUGAAGCAUUCUUUUCAUUCCCCAGAAAAGCUAACAUCUGAGUAACUAAUAAAAAGAAGUUCCUUCAUAAUAUUCUAUAUCAAGAAAGCCCUUCCGCUUACUAUAUCAAGAAAGAGAAGCUGCUUGUAAACUUAUUUCAGAUCAAGAUAUAACUGCUGAAUGCAAAGAAAAGUAAUUGUACAAGCUCUGAUUCUUUUCCAGAACCUUUCCAGAACUUAAACUUUAAAGAUAUGUUUCAAGUUUAUAUAAUCUUACUUAUUAUCCUUGUAGCAUUUUCAAAAACAAUAAUACCAGGUUCUAUUUGGGUGAUGUGUUGGACUAAUCUAGACUGGAUUUUAAAACUCCUGAUAGAAAACUUGUCUGGGUUUACUGGUUUGUCUGCACACAUGUAUAAAGCUGUUCACACCAAUAUGUCAUUCAGUAGCUGCGUAUACACAGAUGGCUGCAAGUCACCUGUAAAAGAAAAGAUUUGGUAGAUAGCUGCUGCUACUUGAAGGUACCCUGAUGAGAAACUGUAUCUAGGAAACUUGAUGAAAGAAAUACAUAUAUAUGUUUACUAUUCCAAUGCUGUGCCGCUCAUGAUAUUGUUCUUCCAUAGCAUUUGUGAUUAAAUUAGAGCACAUGCCCAGCAGUUGUAUGUUUUGGUUUCACAUAAGGAGAAGUAACCUGUUGGCAUGAGAAACAUCUUCAAAAAACGUCCUUGUGUUAGGUGUAUCCCCAAAUGGUAAUUACAGAGUAAGCUAGGGCUGCCGUAUGUCCAGAAUUUCCCAGACAUAGCCAUGAUUUGACCCUCAUAAAAAGCUCAACAAUUUUAUUUUCACUUUUUGUAAUAUGACAACCGUAGGGUAAGCAAUCAGGGUUUCAUUGAGGUUAGGUAAAGACCUUGUUGCAUGUAUAAAUCAACCAUUGAGCUCUCUAUCUCUCUCACUGGUUUAUGGCAAAGGAUAAGGCUUCUGAACUUAGAACUGCUUUGCUUCUCUUCAUUUUAAAGGGCAUUAAACUUGCAUAUUAAUUUGGGGAGGGGGGAUUAUUAGGUUGCUCUUGUUUUUAUUAUGUAUUUUGAUAUUGUGAUUUAUGUUGUGAACUGCCCUGAGACCUGCAGGUUAUAGGGUGCUAUACUAAUUUUGAUAAUAAUAAGAACAAUAAAAAUAGUAAUAAUUCUCCUUCCCCCAAAAAAUACUUUUACUAAAGCAUAUAUUUCAUGAUUCAUAAGUUCCAAAAGACAGUUGACUUGGUCGGUUCAAUCUGGGGGCUCGUUCACUUGUCCGCUUGUCCCAUUCCUUGAAAGCAGGGGUCCAAAAGGUUUUCUGUUUGUCCUGUGCUUUCUGGCAUGGGUCUGAGUGGUUUUACAUUUGUUCCACAUCUUUCCCUGGCAAAACUGGCUCUUUUACCACUGAAUCGGAGCAAAUGUUAAUCUGCUGAAAACCCAGUUGGACGUUUGCUCCGAUUCAGCAGUAAAGAGCAUUUUUCUUUUUCUUCAGAGAAAUGUGGCAGGGCAAGCAGAUGUGUGGACAAGCCUUUAAUUCUCCCCAGCAUAUUUCUCUAUGCAGUAUUGGCCUGAAAUGACAUUUUUCUUAAGAAUGUGAGCACAUAAGUAGGACUUUGUCUACCUUUCUGAGAAUCUGCAGAACUGAUGUAAGCUCACUUGCACAUCUGAUUUUAACUUCUGAGCAGAGCAGUCCAAAAUGGGGCAGAGGGAUAACUAAAGGUGAACAUGUUGCCUGAUCAGAAUCUUAAGGCAUGCAGUGAAAGAGAAGGGGAGUGUUUUUACCAUUUCCCAUGCCCAAAGUCCCCCCUACUUUUUCUUUAAAGCAGUUUUCCUCCUAGUGUAUAUUUCCCCUUUUUUGGGAAGGAGAUCAGGUCAGGGCAAGGAGAAGGCAUUGGAUUCUUCAUAACUCCAGGUUUGACACACCCCUUCUUUCUUCUACAGAAGUCAGAAAUCCAGUGUCAGUAAGGCAGGGGCCACAGAGGUUUAGAGGUUGUAUGGUGUAUGAGGUCUCUCUCCACCCUCAGAGGGGGGAGAUCCAAAACACUCUGUGGCUCCUUAGAUGCCUUCCCAAGGACCAUAGCGUUAUGUUGUUAAUAGAUGUCCUUUUCCUGUAAUUAUUUCAGUUUUGGUCAUGCCCAUAACAGUGUGUGUGUAGUAACAUUACAGUUGUGAGAACAAUAAAAAUGAUUUUAGUGCAACCAUCAAAAAUCUUAAAUAAAAUGUGUGAUUGUAACACUGAUUGUGAUUACCUUUUGAAGGGUUAUGAUGAAAUUUAUGAAUGUAAUUACCACACCUGAAUGUCACUUUUAAGUACUACACCAUGUUUAAAUUAAGACCAAAGUUAGAACAUUGAGUACAUGGUAGUAAAUGUAGCUUGUAAGUAUUCUGACUGCUGCUCUAGAUCAGGCUUCCUUAACCUCUGUCCUCCAGAUGGUUUUUUUGGCCUACAACUCCCAUAAUCCCUAGCUAGCAGGACCAGUGGUCAGGGAUGAUGGGAACUGUAGUCUCAAAACAUCUGGAGGGCCGAGGUUGAGGAAGCCUGCUCUAGAUAUUUGAAAUCUGGCUAUAUUGCCAUAACUAACAGAAAUAAGGACUGCUGCGUAGAUAGUGGCUUAUCCCAAAAAUAGUUACCAGUACAAAAGUGAACAGCAAUUUAGGUUCUUAGCUGUUGACAAUCUCUCUAGUUAACUUGGAAUAAUAGGUAAGAUGAUAAAUCUUAUUGGAGUAGCAUAUAUGUAAUUAGCAAGCAUAGGUGAACUUUUCUGCCAUACAGUACAGGGCUUCCUCUGUUAGAAAUAAGAAACUCUUUGAGACGGCACAGUGGCUGUAAUAAGAGACUACAUUUUAGAAAUUGUGUUUUGUGCUUCUUAACUGUGAUUCCACAUUAAUCUUUCCUUUCCCUCUAAAUUGAAAAACCAUAACCUCAAAGCCUUUUGACAUUGUUAAAGUGGUCCAAUAAAUUCUCAGCCUUCUAAUAAUCUUAGUUGUCUUUUUCUGUACCUCCUUAAGUUUAAUAUUCUUUUGAGGUGCAUUGCUUAUAUCUAUACACAGAAUUCUAAAUGUGGACAAUUUACAGACUGAUAUAAUGGCCUUAUGCUAAUAGCAUUAUGUUAAUUGCUGUGCUCAGUCUCAUGUGAUAGGAUUUGGCUUUUUCUACAUAAGUGUGGAGCUGAGCUGACUUUUCCAGCCCAAUGUUUCCUAUGUAAAUUCUUAAUCAAACCUUCCAAAGUUUAUCUGUUUGAAGAAUAAAAUUCAGUAACUUUUCUAAAUAAAAAGCUACUAGUCAGUAAAACUAGCAUAUUUUGAUUUUCAGCAGGUUUUGCCUCGUUGCUUUCAAGCUCUGGGCUUUCACUGAUUUUUGGCCAGACACCUUUGAAACUGUUAAAUGCUUCAUCCUGAGUGACUAGGUAUUUACUUCUUGGAUCUAGUAACAGAGGCGAACUGAAGGCUUGCCUUAUGCAGAGUUAGACCAGUGGUUCAUCUAGUUCAAUAUUGUCAACACUGAAUGAUAGCAGCUCCUGAGAGUUUCAGACAGAAAUAUUUCUCAGCCCUCCUUUGACUUACCAAGGAUUGAACUGGGACUUUUUGUACCAAAAGCAUUUGCUGCACCACUCAGCAGCAACCCUUUCCUUAACUGUUAAGUAGUGCCCAUGAUAGUUCUCUCCUAUGAAUAUGUUGGAUGCAAGCAUGCAGCAAAAUGUACAUCUGUGUGAUGGUUACAUGACAACCUAUGUGUGGGGUUUGUAUAUAGUAGUGCAUUCCAUAUAGAGGCUCUCACCUGCAUCUUUUUCUGUAUCUAACCCAUGCUAACUUCUAGCUCUCCUUUUCUCUUGUUCACCUUAGUUUUAUCUUAUUUGUGAACUGUCCACUCCUGAAACUAAUGUUCAAGUCUGACUAUAGCAUAUGAUUUUAUACAACUACAGCAAAGCUUUCCAGACUUUUCAUGUUGGUGACACACUUUUAGGCAUGCAUCAUUUUGCGACACAGUAAUUCAGUUUUACUAGCAAACCGGAGGUUAAACUAACCACUUUCCAGCCCCGGAAGGAGCGUGGGGAGUGUUUGUGUGACACACCUACACACUGCAGCCAACACACUAAUGUGUCGCGACACAGUUUGGAAAGCUCUGACCUACAGUAACACUGUGUGAUCAUAAUUCUAUGUACAUUUAUGUACUCUUUUGUUGAUGAUGCUACAAUUUUAGAAAAAGUGGUUGGAAACAGUGAAGCCUGACCAGCUUCCUUUUUUGAACUGAUCCUUUCUUCAUGUUGGAGUGCUUAAUUUCCUUCUCAGUAUUAACUCUUGACAAGGUCUUAACUUCAUUGGAUUAACUUGGGAAGCGUGCAGUUUUCUUUAUUUGAUAUAUGAUCCUUCUAGGGCACUCUUCCUUCAUGUUCUCAAGCUUAUUUUUCCAACCACAAAAACCAAAACUUUGGGAUGGGGGGGGAGCAGGAGAGACUACACAAAAACACCUCUGCAUAGGAAGUAUGAAAUCCACAUAGACUGACAUAUGAUUACAUAUUUGUCUCUGGCUGCACAUAAAUGUAGAACUUGCAACAGGGUGAUGAACAUAUUUAUAGAGAAGUACACUCACAAGCAGCACUCAUCAGCUGGGGCUGUGGACUUGCUAGUUUCAAGAAAUAAAUCCCUAGUCACUCAGGGUUCAAUAUUUUAAAUGGUUUCUAGCCUUGUGUGGUUCAUGUAUCAGUAAAACUACAGUACUUGAUAUUUUCUAGACUCCUGGGCAGCACAGAAGUACUCAUAGGCAGUGUGUGAACCCCAUGCCCGUUCUCUGUGGUAUAGAUACAGCAAUAUGAUGCUUCAGAGUUACAAAAUAGAACUGUACACUGUACAUCUAUCUGGGUGGUAAGUUUUUUAGAUUGGAGUUGAUCUUCUGUGGAGAAGGGCCAUAGCUCAGCUGUAGAGUAUCUGCUUUGCAUGCAAAAGGUCCUAGGUCCAGCCCCUGCAUCUCUAAGUAGAGUUGAGAGAGUUCCCACCUUAAAUUCUGGGGAGCUGUGUAUUUAAUGAAGGCAGAUAUAUUUUGCGUAGUUACACUUCAUGCAAAUGUGUUCAUGCUGUGACUUCUGACUUAAUGAAGUUUGUAAUAGAAGAUGUUUGCUGUAUAAAAAGCAGUUACUUAACAGGGUGCCAAAAAUAGUAUCUGGGGAGUAAACUGAGGAAAGUCUUGCUAAAGUGUCCAGUUUCAUUUAGAAGAGACUUAUAGGCUCACCAGGACUAAUAUAUGGGCUUGCAUUCUAUGUCCAUGGAUGUUAAAAAGAUGCAAGCUGUAGUAAUGAAUAGGUAUAAGCUGUGGUUGAAUUCUGCAGAUUGGAGCCCUAGACAUCUGCAGAAUUUCUAGGUGAUAUCAAGAGUUUGGGGCAUAGACCAAGGAGACCUGAGUUCACAUUCGUGUUGAUCCAUAAUGCUCACUGGAUGACCCAGACUAAUAUUGUUUCAUCCACUUACCGUGCAAGGUGGUUGUGCAUGAGAUAGCUCCCAUUUAGCUGCUUUGAGAUUCUCUGGGAAGAAGAAAAUACAAAUUCAAAAAGAAAAGUACAAUAAAGUAUUUCCAAAUUUUCUGUUUUGAAUCUACUUUAUAUACUUACAUGUGGUGGCGAGAAGCUCAGCAAUUGGUUAAUUCAUUCUAAAGCACUUUCAGAUUGCUUCAGAUAUAUUUUAUGCAGGACACUCCUAACUCUUAUGCCAGUGGUUUUCAACCAAUGUUCCGUGGCACCCUGGGGUGCCUUGAAUGAUGGUCAGGGGUGCCGCGGGCAACACUGGUCUCUGCCCUCCUUUCUUUCCCUCCCUCCUCUGAUGCUCUCUCACAUCUCUGCUUCCCAAAGGCUUGCAUAGCUUUUCAUUGCAGCAGCCCUGGCUACAAGUUCCGUAGGUGAAUGGUGCCUCUGGGGCUGGCCAGGGAGUGCUGGUUGCCAGGAGCUGAGCUGGCCUCUGAGUAAGCAAGUGGGCAAGGGGCCCAGCCAGCCAGCCCGCCAGUCCUUGCUGUUGGAAUGGAUGGACAGGGUGCAGGGGCGGUGACAGCGGCUGCCCGGAGGACUCCCAAGGAGAGGGGAGGGAAGGCUGAGGGGAUACUCCACAAGGGAGGGUAUUUGAAAAAGGAUGAGAGGCUGCCAGCUCUGCAGGCAAGGGGUGACAUAACUGGGCUCCUGAGCCCCACUGUGGUGCUGCAGAAAGAAUUUAGUUGGUCAAGGGAGCCAUGGACACAAAAAGGUUGAAAACCUCUGUCUUCUGCUGUCAGUGUAACUCCACUGAAAUUCAGUAAGAAUUUCUAAGUGUGUUUGCUGACACCUACACCCCAUUCUCUAGAUUAGAAUCUGGUUGUAUUUGCCCACUGAGGGACAAGCAGGGCAAAUUAGAAGACAGGAUGUUCAGAUAUCAUUUGUGUUGUUAGUUACAAAUCUUGAAGUGCAUUAUGAUAAGCAAAACUAUUUCUCUCAAUUUGUUCCAAACAAAUCAUGAACUUUGUUAAACACUUGAACAAAUUGGUCUAUUACAUGUAUAGAGAAUCCCAGCUAUAGUUUCUCAACAUAGUACCUAAGGUUACUUUUAGCACACAAGUUCAUGUUAAAUUCCAAAUAGUAUCUGCUUCUGGGCACCAAGAUAAUUGUGCUAUUAUCUUGUAGUUCCCAGAUGCUUGUGUUUGUAUUCAUGGCCUAGUGCUAUCUAUUGUUGUAGAAGUCACUAUUCCUUGUGCUCCAUUUUUUUCUGCAACCAGUAGUGGCAGCUUGCUGAUGUUUGUAAAGAGCUUUUUGAUUUAGUUUUUCAUCUUGUCAAAUUGAUGGAAUCCACUGGAGAUUGAGCAAGUGUUAGAGGAAAAAACAUUGAGGUCAUUUGGGAUAGUCAUACUGAUAAUAUCAAUGCUUUUCUGAAUCAAUUCAAGAAUUGUUUGCUUCAGUACUGCAAAUGGUGCACACUUAGAUGAACACUAUUUACAUGGGCUGGCAUUGAUGGUGGUUCUGAGCUGAUUUUAUGUGUUUGAGGGACCCCUGGCACUUCAGUGAAUAAAAUGUAAAACUUCUCUAACUCUGCCUGAACAAUGUUUGCCAAAGACUCAAAAACAGGGACCCUUCUUUCUGAAGGCCAGAUUGCCUCCAAGAUAAUGUUGGUACACGGGGUGCAUGCUGGUAGUGGGUGGGGCAAGAGCCAAGGCACCCCUUUUCUUCCUUUCUGUCACACCAUUUUUCUCAUGCUUUUCCUUUCCAUCUAUAUUAUAUUAAACCAAAGGCUGCAGAUUUGACUGCUAUUGAUUUAGUUGAUCACUGAACAGACUGCUGCAGGCCAGUUACUAUCACAGUAAUUAUACUGGAGAGCUUGCAUACAACCUCCACAUACCGUUGUGAUUUCUAAGAUAUAGAAUAUACUCAUGUGUUAUAAAUCCAAGGACAUGUUGAGGUUUUUCUUGAUGCCAGCCCUCGGCUGUGGAAUUUCAUUCCCCUCAAUUGAAUACUGCUUGGCUAUUGGUUCAUGUUUAAGUGUGGUAAAUGUCUUCACCACAUAUUGAGGGUUGGGGGGAGGGCUACAAACCCCAAAGCGUAUAAGAAAGCUUUCUGUGAAUCAUGUAAGAACAAAGAUUUGAAGAAAUUUUCACUUUGGUUGUUUACUUGGAGGACUUCAUUGUGCUGUUAUACAACAAAGGGUUGUAAAAUAAUUUGAGAUGUUUGCUUAAAUGACAGUGGGAAACUAAAGGGUUAGAUGCCACUCUUUUUCACAGUUCAUUGAGAGUGGAAAACUUCGUGGGUUAAUACCCCUUGAAAACUAAGUUGGAGGCUGGGAAAUAUUUUAAGCAAAAGCAAUUUAAAAAAGCUUAUAAACUGCUUUUUGAUUCAGAUAGAAUUAAUUGGUUAUGCUCCAGUGUAGACUUAAAUACUAAUUCAUUCAUCUUUUUUCUUUUCCAGAUCUUCAAGUAUCUUCAUUUUAGUUUUCUGUGCUAUUCCUCCCUUAAGUUAUUAUAUACUUUUUUGCUGCUGUGCGAAAACAGAGAUGUCUCGCAGCCCAGAUGCGAAGGAAGACCCUGUGGAAUGCCCCCUUUGUAUGGAGCCUCUUGAAAUUGAUGACAUAAACUUCUUCCCUUGCACCUGUGGUUACCAGAUCUGUCGCUUCUGUUGGCAUCGUAUUCGCACUGAUGAGAAUGGGCUUUGCCCUGCUUGCAGAAAGGUAUAUAUUAAGUUCAUUAGAAUAAAUUUGGUUAUGUAAUAAGGUUCACCAACAUGAAAUGUUGCUUUAAACAUGAUGCAUCUUGUCCCCUAAGACUAUCUUGGAGUUCACUGUCAAACCAGGGAGGAAUAUGGAGUCCCUUUAAGUGAAAUAUUGAUCUUUGUUCGACUUUUGAGUUCUAUACUUUCCGCAAAGUAUUCUCCUGAACUCAUGAAUUGUCAGAAGUCAAGUAUCACUGUAAACAUCGGUUUAGUGGUACAUAUAUCAUAGGGCAAUACAGUAUCCUCCACUUCUUCCAGCCACAGCUGUUAGCAGUCGUCUACUCUGAAAUCUGCAACAAGUGUCUUGGUUGGCAGGGCAAGUGGGAAUAGGGUGGUCAGACAGAUGGAAAGACUUUCCUCCCAUCAUAGGACCUGUUAUCAGAGCAACAGGCAAAAAAUGAAGCAGGUUUCUGUGUAAGAUACCCAGAUAAGUAAGAUACAUUGUCACUGUUCAAGGACACAUUCUAGCCAAGCAAAAGAGCUGGAGGAGAAUAUGGAGUAGGGCCAGUGAAGGCUGUCUGAGUCCUGAUGGCCAGAUUAGAGAAGCCUGGAAGGCAGCACUUGGCCUCUGGGCCUGAGGCUUCCCACCUAUGGUUUUCUUGAUAUGGUCAAGGGAUCAGGGACUUUUAUCCUUCGAUGGAGCACAUGGGAUGGGCAUCUGGCAACAUAGCUGGGGCACUUUAAAUGUUGUUUGCUCAUGAAAAAGCAAUUCCCACACUACUUGUGCUAGUAUACUUGUGGUAUCCAGUUAAGUGAUGAUUAGUGUACAUCCAUUGAAAUAAACUAAAGUUCAUUUAUUUCAGUGGGUCUAAGUAAGACUUAGCCAGGUGCCACCCUAAAACUGUUUUCAGUUUAACUUCUUUAAAUGAACAGAUGUGUUUUGGUUAUUGCGUCAUCUCUAUCUUUUUUCUAAAUUUGCACCUUUUCUGUAAUGUGGUGAGGUGUUUGAAAUCUGUAGAUGCUCAUUAAGUACAUCACUAGGACAUUUGUUUUGAAUGCUUCUGAUGACCCAGCUGUUUGAACUCAUUGACCUGCUAAAGUGGGUCACAUUUCAUGUGCCAGUGGUGGUUAAAGGGAGCCAUGUGUAAAAAACUGAACGUUGCAUUGCAUUCCUUUAAGCUUUUGAUUUAUUAAAAAAUGUUUUUUUUUUAAAAAAAGGUAUUAAUCAGCAUGGUAUUGUCAUAUAUUGUGUUUUUGUGACAAGUUACUGUUAGUGUUUUAUCAUGACACUCAUACUUGUAUAAUAUCAACCAUUAUAUUUUCAGAUGCCUGCUUUGAAACAAGUUUACAUCUAAUCACUAUACUCUGUUUUCUGUAUUCUAUAGAAAUGCACCAAGCUUCUCACAAUGAGAAGACAGGUAAUGGCAGCCUAUCUACCAUUACCUUUAUCUGCUGCUGCACAAUUCAAGGGAGGAAAUGUCAGCCAUCUUUGCAAAGGAUGAUAUCAAAGUUUAAGAAGCCUCACUGGCAGAAAGUGCACACCUAUUCCUUGGUGGGCUCAGAUUUAUUUGAAGCCAUUGCUUGUUUCUAUAUCAUUCAUAUAGCAUCUGUUGCAGUGGGCGCGAGCUUUGCAGGAAACAGUGAUGUGGAAAUUAUUAAUCAAGGCUUACCCACUUUUCUUUUUAUUAGCCAUAUCCAGAAGAUCCAGCAGUGUAUAAACCACUCUCCCAAGAAGAGCUGCAAAGGAUAAAAAAUGAAAAGAAACAGAAGCAAAAUGAAAGAAAACAGAAGAUAUCAGAGAAUCGUAAACAUCUGGCCAGUGUACGGGUUGUACAGAAGAAUCUUGUAUUCGUAGUAGGGUUAUCCCAACGCCUAGCAGAUCCAGAGGUAAGCAGCUGCCAGAAAUCUGAACUUCCUGUAGAAUAAGUGUAUCCUGAACUUAUUAUAGUUGCGAAAUAAAUUCCUACUCAAAUUAGUUGAUUCUUCUGGGCUUUUCAGUGGUGUUCAAUACCACCAACUGAUGUCUUGAGGGAGCAGUGUCUCAUUGAAUAUGCAAUAACAAUCCUAAUAAGAUAGAAAUAUUGUUGAUUGUGAGAACUAGUGGAUCUGGAGUUAGUUGUACAGCCUGCCUUGGAUGGGGUUGCAUUUGCUCUGAAAAGGGAGGCUCCCAGCUUUGAUGUGUUCUUUGAUCUGGAACAGCUUCUGGAUGCUGGGCUGGGACCACUUUGGCUGAUAUACUAAGCUGCACUUACUUGCAGAAGACAAUUCUGGCCAUGGUAAUUCAUUCUGAAGCUUGCUAAAGCAUCAGCUUUGAUAGUAUGACUUUACAUGGGGCUGCUCUUAAAAGCUUUCAGAAAUUUUGGUUGGUGAGAACACUAUGACCAGACUAUCUUAAACUGGUCAGUGAGACAUAUUACUAUGUUGGUGCUCAAUCUGCAGAAGUGCUAUCAGGGCUUUCUGGGCCUGGUACACUGUAUUGGGACCUCUGAUCUACUCACAAAAGAGGACAUUUGCAUAUUCAAAUCUUUGUGCCCUUUUGCUGAUAGCUAUGCAAUGAAUUGUUAAUUAAUGCUUGCACCAUAGAUCCUGCGCAGCAGGAGACAUGCCCAAUUCCUCCAAAUUUUGAAUUCACCAUGGUUUUCUUUAACAUUCACCUACGCUUACUGUGUAGUAGUAUUUCAGAAAAUAACUUCUGGGGACUACCUGAUCUCAGACAAACCCACCAUAGGAAAGAUGCAUUCUGGUUGAUAAGAAAAAAGGGUAUACUACAGAGGUUCCAAGUGCUACAAAAUGAGAUGGAAUCAGGAAAAGUGCACCAAAGGGGAGGGGAAAACAGAAGCUCUUUAGGAUCCCAUGAAUUUCUUUCUCUUGAGGCUCACAAAGCUCACUCUUCAAUCACAGUUCUGUCUUUAUUCAUUGGCUAAAAAACACUUAAACACAGGAGCAGACAGCCUAGCACAUUGCUUAGUAGGGUACCUGAACAUCUUGCUUUAUAAGUUUAUUUCUAGGAGGGCUAGAUUUUUUAAAUGAAAGCUCAUAGUCUGGGGUCCCUGCUGUCAGUGGGCCUGUUAAAUUGGUACCCACUUGGCAUGCCUUUCGAUCUUCACUUGGAAUUUUAUGUGAUUUAUGGACUGCAGGCUGUUAGAAGAACUCAUUAUAAUACAGUGUUGUUAGACUUCAGGAGAGAGAAUUGAAGUUAUCUGCCACUAAUUGUAGGAAAUAUGGUAUGUGCUCAGUACCAGUUGCGUGCCUGGGUGGAGACUCCUGCGCCGCUCCAGUUGACAGCCCGAGACCAAUGUUUUGUAUAGUUCAUUUGUAACUGCUUAGCAAUUUUCCAUUGCUUUCUUUGGUUAAAAGAUUUUUCAAAGGGAGCAAAAAUAGUUAGGCAUCCAUUAGUAGUCUGAGUUUUGUCUGAGCUGCUUCUUAAUAUUGCUUUUAUAUCGGUGAACUUAAUCUUCCAAACAGGUUUUGAAAAGGCCAGAAUAUUUUGGGAAAUUUGGUAAAAUACACAAAGUUGUAAUCAACAACAGCACAUCAUAUGCAGGCUCACAGGUAAGAUUCUGAUUUUCCCUUGACCUAGGCAAAAGGUGGGUGUUCAGCUGGAGUUCCAACAGUUUCAGUUGCAUACGGACAACUCAUUUUUGACAUCCUUGGGUCAAAAACAUUCCAUACAGGAACAUUUCGGCAGCUCUGUUUUUGUUUGCAUGUACUAAUAACCAGAGUCAGAUUAAUUCUACAACGUAGACUACGCAGCAGUAAGGUGUAAACUGCCCCUGAAUUUUUACAAUUAGAAUGUAAUUUCAGUUAAGUGUAGCCUAUGAAUGUAUUCCCCUGCAAACAUGUGUCCACAUCUUUUCAUUUGUUCUGUCUGGAAUGUACCCUCCUUAUUAUUGCCGCUUUGUACACCCCUGUUCAGGAAUGUAGUUGCAUUCUAACUUGGAGCACCCCAUGAUUUACUAUAGCUGUUUUGCUGGUGCAGAAGCUGAUAUACUCGAAAUAUGUUAUAGUUUUUCACUAAAUAGAAAGAUUGUAUUGACUUCUGGGUGUGCAUUAUACCUUGGUGAAGAUUUUUAAUUCUACCCUAAUCUGGUUGAUAUGCUAUUGUCAUACUAAUGAAAAAAUUAAUUCCUAUUUCAAAGUAUAUGUUACUUUUUCAUUCAAGUUUGUUAGUAGGAAAGGAAUAUGUUACUUGGAAUGCUUAAGUUUUUAGAAGUUGGCUUCAAAAUGGGUAAAGGAGCAAAGAGCAGACAAAAAGUUAACAUAAUUGUAAAGAAAGAAGGGAAUCCAAAUGCAUGGUAAGGAUUUUGGAGUAAAGCUGUUGUGGCCUUGUUGCUAUGAAUAUCAGUGUACAGAGUUGGGAAACCAUCAAUUCAAACCUAACUUCAGCAAGCCCAACCUUGUAUGGUAUAUAGUUGCUUCAUUCUACUGAUUUUACUCAUAUGUUCUGAAGAAACGAACUCUGAAGCAAGGAACAUAGUGGGUUUUUUUUUAAUUUAGGUUUUUCCUUCCUGUUGUAGCAGUCAUUGCCUUAGAAGUAUUCCUUUGUGUUUGUUUUAUGGAUAGGAGUGCCUCUUAAAAUGGUACGUGCCAGGUGUAGUAUUUAGAAGUACUUCUAUGUUUUAAAUUUGCUGUCCGAUUAGUCACAGGCACUUCUGUAAUCUGUUUAAACUGAUUAUUCAAAUAUUGCAGUAAAAAUUACUACUGUACUUUUGAAAAUGAAUCCUUUGCCGAGGGCUUCUUAUGUAUUAAGUACUUCAGAAUUUUGUGAAGUUCAGCGCUGCAUUAUAGGAUGACUAAUAAACUGACCUAUGCGCAUACACUUUUUUUAAUUACCUAGGGUCCAAGUGCAAGUGCAUAUGUAACUUACAUCCGGUCAGAAGAUGCACUCAGAGCCAUACAGUGUGUCAAUAAUGUGGUAGUAGAUGGAAGAACACUUAAGGUAAUAUGAAUGUGUGUAUGUAACUAUAACUAUGAAUGUAUGUGUUUGUAACUAUAUAAGAAUAAGGUUGUGUGUGUGUGUCACGUAAUGGCAAAUGUCUAUCAGUACAUGUAACUGAGCACCAUGAUACUAGAAGCUGAAUUCUAAAACAGGCUUACUUCUAAAGUAUAUAGUUUGUUGACCUUUAUAGUUAAUGUCUCGUUUCCCCCCCCCAGGCGUCUUUAGGUACCACAAAAUAUUGCAGUUACUUUUUGAAGAAUAUGCAGUGUCCUAAACCAGACUGUAUGUAUCUACAUGAAUUAGGGGAUGAAGCAGCCAGUUUUACAAAAGAAGAGAUGCAGGUAUGUGUGUUGCAACCCAUACCAUGAAAUAUUACUCUAAAUGCCUCAUAUUUCUGAUCUGAGCCAGUAAAUCAGAAUUGAAACUACAGUUUCGAUUUCAGAAUGUGAUUUAGAGAAACCACGAUUGAAGUAUUUAAGCCAACACAUGAGGAGAGUAGGAGGCAUGCAUACAUGCAUCAUUUUAUCUGUAUGCCACCUUUCCAUAGUUAAAACAAUGCUCAAGGGGGCUUCCAACGUGAAAACAAGUACAUAGUUACAAAUAUAACAAAAGUAGUCAUAAACAAUAAAUAAAACAUACCAGGAAGUGCACAACCAAAUAAAACAAUUUCCACCUUAAAUCAUAAUAAGAUCUAAAAAUAAAGAUACAAAAAUUAUUAUCAACAAGAGCAACAACAACAAGACACACACACACCAUUCUCCAACCUAAGGGUCUGUUCAGCAGCUUCAGCUUUUGCAACUGGAGUCAGUCAGGGCCCCAGCUUCCCAGGCCAGGUGGAAAAGGCCUGCAGUGCAGGAAGCAGGUCUUCCAGGUCUCACAGCCAAGAUAAUCCCUGCUUGACCAUGGCAGCCUGACAGUUGUUCAGCCAGGAUAUUUAUGUCCAAACUGGCUUGACUGUCUUCUCUGCUCCUUCUUUUUGAAAUGGAGAUAAUGCCCAGGGCUGGAUUGAGAGGAAAUAUAAAGACUUUGAAGCAUUCUUGCUGCAGAUUUGAAGUUCUAUAAACUGAGCUGAGAAUAAAAGGUUGCAGUUAUGUAUUAUAUGUAUUAUAUGUAUUAUAUGUAUUAUAUGGGCACUGUGGGUUAAACCACACAGCCUAGGACUUGCCGAUCAGAAGGUCCGCGGUUCGAAUCCCUGCGACGGGGUGAGCUCCCGUUGCUUGGUCCCUGCUCCUGCCAACCUAGCAGUUCGAAAGCAUGUCAAAGUGCAAGUAGAUAAAUAGGUACCGCUCCGGUGGGAAGCGAAACGGCGUUUCCGUGCGCUGGUCUGGUUCACCAGUAACGGCUUAGUCAUGCUGGCCACAUAACCCGGAAGCUGUACGCCAGCUCCCUCGGCCAAUAAAGCGAGAUGAGCGCCGCAACCCCAGAGUCAGUCACGACUGGACCUAAUGGUCAGGGGUCCCUUUACCUUUACCUAUGUAUUAUAUAAAUACAAUAUAAUAGUAAAUCUCCUACAUGGUCAUCUAAAGGCAAUGGAUAAUAAAAGCAAAAAAUUAAAAACAAAAAACCCUACAUUUAAAAGAAAACUGAAAGCAGCACAAAUUAGAAACUCAUCGCAGAGAUUCAUUUAUCCAUCUGUAUAAAUGAACAAAAAUGUCUGCAAUAGUUAUCUAAAGUGCAGAUAGUGGGUGCUUGUUGUACCUCAACAGGAAUGCUAUUCUGCAGAACAAGGGCCAGAACUCCGAACUCAGAUCAACCCCAAUAAGUAUGGACAGUGGUCAGGGAUGAUGGGAAACGUGGCCCCCAAGUUCCCUCUCCUUCCUUUAGCUUAUCACUCUGCACCUUCUGAGCAGGUUACCUAAGAAACUGAAAUGGACAUUGUGGGGUACACCUAUGAAAUGUGAUCAUUACUAUGAAUUGUUCUGAGGUUACCUUUCAGUGAAAUUAGAAAGGUCUUAACCAGCUUGCAGUGAACUCCCUUACGCAGCAGUGAAUUUACAUUCUUACGAAACAGGCCAAAAUAGUUGUCAUAGUCUUGUGAUUUGGUGGGACAUGGACUAGGCUAGCUUAAAAUAACCAAGCUUCUCUUAUUUGAACAUGAGAAAUGAAAUUUUGAUGUAAAGAAGAUUUCACUGCAAAUUACCAGGUUGACAGAGUUGCAUUAUUUUAUAACUUUUUUUUUCUACCCCAGGCUGGUAAGCAUCAAGAAUAUGAACAGAAGUUACUCCAGGAAUUAUACAAGUUAAACCCCAACUUCCUCCAACUGUCUUCAAAUGCAGUCGACAAGAACAAGAACAAAGUGACUUCACUACAGAGGUAUGAUGUGUAAGUAAAGGUUCUCUGCGUGUGCUCUUUAGUUUUCAUCAAACCUCCCCCUUUACCCCUCUUUCUAAGCACUCUGCUUCACUGCCUUACUGCUUAAGCCAGCACACUUGACAUCUUACUUCCUUUGUAUCAUUAUAUAGAUGUAUGCAGCAUUUUCAAACAACUGUUUCAGCAGAUGUUCACAUUAGUGCAUCAUUUACAAUUGUAAAAUAGUAUGGUUUGGUGUGAAAUAGCAGGACAUGUCAUUAAACUGGAAAUACAAAAUACAAGAUUUACUCAUUUUAAAUACAGCACAACAUUACUAUGAAUGUGUGAGUCCACCUUGCCUUUAGAAGGUGAGAAUGCCACAAAGGACUCAUCUGAAAGACAAAGUUAGUGUAAAAUGUUCUGACUCAUUGCAACUUAGUUGAGAUUUUUGUUUCAAUAUGUUGGCUGCUAAUAUGUAGGGUGCAGACUUUGACAGGGUAACAUAGAUUUAUAUGUCUGCUUAAUGAAAGGUUGCUGAGGGUUUUUUGACUUAGCACCUAUCUAUUCCAAGUAACAAUUUUAAGUGGUUGUCUAUUUCUGGAAAAGCUUGCAUUACUUAAUAGCAGAAACACCAUUAAUAUUUAGAAUAUGACAUAAGGUUUGUGCUUGCAAGAUACUUCUUGAGUUUGAAUGGUAGUCAGACUACUAUUACCUCUGGUUUAGCCUCUUGAAGUAUUAAUAAGUGAAACCUAAAUGAAUGGGAAAAUCUAUUUGUGACUGAACACCUGAACUUUGUGACCAUGGCAAAUGAUUGGUGAACAAGAAUUUGCACUCUUUAGAUUUGCACUCUUAUUGGGGAUCCUUUUCCAAUAAGAUUUCAAGAGCAACCUUGCUCAGGAUCCUAAACAAUUUUUCCAGUGCCAAAUCUUAGCAGAUCAGCAUUGCCUCUUAAAGGAAAAGACAAAUCUUGUAUUAAGGAAAGUUGAUACUUUGACUCUGGGCAGAACAUCAGAUCAGUUUUGUCAUGUGCAAGCCUCUCAUAUGGAUAAUGAUACCUUCUUACUCUCUUGGCUGUUGUAUUAGUGUGAGCUUUGCAAGAGAAAUACCGUUUCUUCAAGAGCAUCAAAAGAAAUAAACCAAACAUGCAAGAGUCAAGUCAUGUUUUCUCACAGUGUGGUCUGACCUGAUGGAGUCACAUCAUAAGGCAAGAAGAAACAGCAAGAAGACAAUGUCUUUAGAAAUGGCUAUAAAUUUGGCUCUGUCCAGUCUCUGCAGUAGGAGUUUUUCAAGAACUUAAUUACCAUUCUUACAAAAAAGCCCAAGGUAGAUUGGGUAUGCAUGACCAUUCUAUCUGGACCAUAAAACAAAGUAGAAAUAAGCUUACUUCCUACUGGUUCAUUCUGAAUUGUCUGUGCUGUCUCAGCAGUCUUACAUCUCCAGUGAUUUAUUUUAUAAGAUCCCAGUAAGCUUGAAAGCUGAAGAAACUGAAAAAAAGUUAGGUUCUUGCUAUCCUCUUGUCAUCUGUUUUGAUGUUUUUUGCCACUCUUUACUGUACAUCUAAGUACUUAAUCAUAGAGUUCAGCUUUGUUCCUGAAACAAGUGUCAUCUAAGUGGCAAAUAAGUUGGUUCUGCAUUCAAAACAGAAAAUGCAUCUGCUGUAUACUUCAUGAAGAUUUUCUUUCAUGAUUUAUUUUUAUUUUUUCUGCUCAAACUUAACUUCCAUUGGUCCAGAGAAAAGGCUGUGAUUCCCACUGCUUUCUGAUUUCAUACAGUCCUUGUGGGCAGUAACUUGAAAUGCUGACAGAGAAAUAGCCAGUUUGUGAGUUCACUCAUCAGUUACCGGCAUUCAAAUCUGGAAGAGAUGUAGACAAGAAACUUCUAUGUGGGUGUAAACUUUAGAACACGGUAGGCAAGCAGAUAAGAAUUACAUGGCAGACUAAUUUUCAACUUGAUAAAUGGAACUGACGGUGCCAUAUUUACCUUCUUGUAGUGUCUGCUUUAUGGAACCAAUCCAGAAAUGCAUGGAAAGAUGAGGAAUCAAUAUAAAAAUUGAAAAUGCAAUCAAUUUUUGUUAGUUAGAUCAGUGACGCUUGGUUUUAAAAAGCAGGGUGUGUUGUUCCGCAUUCAUUUUGAGAACUCAUAAAUUUAUGAGGAAUGAAUGGCAAGACAAGAUACACAUUUUGAAAAGAGCACAGGUCUCUAAACAAUCAUUAUAAGUUACAGUUCUAAAUAUCCUUCAUUCCUUGCUGGGAUGGUGAUUUCAAAAAUAGGGUGAAACUAAAGGACUAAUUAGGAGAAAGAAACAUUUAAAUUAUGUUGAUGAUAAAUAUUAAUAUUUAUUUGCAUAUACAUACAAAACCCAUCAGGGAAUGUCUGUUUAAAGAUGUGAUUCCCUGCUUCAGUUUACCUUUAUUCAUCCUCUCAAAUAACUUUACACACCAAAAGAACCUUAUUUAGUGAUCAAUGCUUAUAUUAGCCUGAGUUUUGAAACUUUGGGAAUAAAUACUUGAAACGAGACAAAUUGGGUAACUUAGAACUUAGAACUGGUACAGUGAUAUUUCAGAAGUGUAUAAUGCCAGUCAGAUGGGGGAAAUCCUCAAGGACAAAGCAUGGAUAUAGCAUAUGAAGGGUAGGGGUAAGAUUACUCAUAAAACUGGAGAAUGUUGGGAUGAAAGAACAGUUUAAGGACCACAUGUCUUGGUGGGAUUCACCUAAUUAAAAAACAACAACUAUAAGUGUAAACAGCCUGCCUGGUGCAAGAAAACAGUUUCUUUCUACAGUCUUAAUAGCAGACACUAACUUUUCUGUUGAAGACCCAUAUUCCUCUGCACAGUAUAUGGCAUGAGGAAUAAUUUUCCCAGUGUUUCACUAUUAAGAUUUUCUACAUAACUUGAACUCUCUUUUACUUUCACCUCUUUCCAGACCCAACAGUAAUAACAAAGAUGCCUGGCCAUCAUUACAGAGUUCAAGUAAAUCAGUCAACGGCUUAACUAUGGAACACAGGAAAACGCCUCCUAUUUUAGAAAAUGGCACAGACUCAGAACACAUGACUCCAGAUGGUCCAGAUUCAGAUUUCGGGUAAUUGUGCUGCCUUUUAUACUUUAGUUAGCUUUCUUUCUCUCUCACUGAUGUGGAGGGAUGAUUCUCUAGCCUCUGUCAAGAGAGCUGGAUUCAAGUUAAAAUGGUUGGCCUGAACCACUAGGUGAUGCCUAGGUGGGGGGACUGCACAUUAUUUUGCAAUGGGCAGUUUGUUCAGGAGAAGUCUGUGUCUAGGCCAGAAGAUGAUUUUUAAAGGUAAGGGUUGUGGAAAAGGCAAGGCAUUUUGAAACAAGUUUCCUUCUGCGUCUGUGUUCUAGCAAACCACGUACCUCACUUCAGCAAACAAUUUUUAAUGUUCUUUAAGAGAAAAAGUUGCUUAGUAGGAACUCUCAUCUUUUAGGUAAGAGUCAUUUAGUUAAUUGUCUUGAAUACUCUGAUCUCAGUUGGCAGAUCGAAGUACAUUACACUCUUCACCCAGGCAUUUUGUUAAACAAGUAUGGCACUGGAUUGAGAUCCAUCAGCUUUUCCCUCCCUUUAGACUACUAAGACUACUUGAAUUUGUGUUUAAUAUUGCAAUAUGUCCCUUGCAUCAUAAGCAUCAUUGUGGGGCUUUUAUCAAGUUGGAUUCAAAAUGCAAGUUGUAUAGCAUAGUUGCACAGCAUAUUAUUCUUUUGAAUUGGGAAUACUGAUGUGUACUGUUGCAGUGUGGAAACUGCUUUCUUAGGCUCUAGUUUCCCACCUGUAAUAGGUUGAGGUGGGAGAAAGUGGCCAUAUAAGUUGCCUGACUCCAUUGUUUCUUGUUCUAGUGUUAAUGAGGCACCAGAACACAGGAAGUUACUUCCAUGUUGCACCAGUAAUGUAUGAGCUGGGCCUAAGAAGCUUACUAGGAAAUAGGGUAACUCACUGAGCUGGGCCUAAGAAGAUUAUUAGGAAAUAGGGUAACUCACUGAAUACCUUGUAUUCUUGCUCUAACAUUGACCUAAUAUUUCAGACUUUAUCACUAGAAAUCAUUGCAGACAUCAACACUUUUGGAAGUAGAAUGUCAAUAGAAGAGCUUUCCUAUUUAGAAAAACAUCCCAUUACCUAAUUUUGAAGCUGUCCUGCUGAGAAGAAAGUGAUCUGCUUUAGAUAUUCCAUUGUGGAUUACCAUAGCACUAUUGAAAUGUUGUAGUAAUGCUUUAUAUGAAGCUAAGCAUCUCUUAGGCUCUUGUUUAGUUAUGAGCCUGAAAAAAUGAUCUGAAAAUGGUCUACACAUCUGUAGUACUGGUUCAGCUGACCAGGAUCCAAAAGUCCACACAAUGAAUAGGACUUUUUCGUCUUUCCCCACUACUGUCUCAUCUUCCUCCUCCACCAUCCCACAACCACUCCUGAAGGUUAGAAAACAUUUCAGAGCAAGAUUAACAUGGUACAAAAGGACUACAGUUGAAAUAAAAAAUUGGCAACCUUUCCUCCGUGAGUGGAAGAGCUUUUUACUCUUACCUUAAGAAACUUUUGGUUCCAGCCUUCGCCUGUGGCUAGUCUUAUGCCUAAAAUGGGCUGAUUUGGGACUUUUGAAACCAUAUUCAGCACUUCCUCUAAGUGGAUCAUACGUCUAAUCCAGAUAUCAAGAUUUUCAGAGGCAUGCUAUCACAGACUUAACAGGAUUUCAAGCCUAUUUAUUUGUAAAGGGGUUUUGAACAUCUGGCAACUUCUAUGAAACAGCUGUGUUUCUGGCUGCAGGACUGAAAGACUGCAAUAUUUCUAAUAAUGAGAAAAGAAUUAAGAAAAAAUUAAGUUUUGUGUUUGAAUAAUUAAUUUAAAAGUUUCAGUUCAUUAUGAGUGUUAAAUAAUUUUACACAAAGAAAAAACAAUCCAUUUCACCUAGUUUUAUUCCAUGCUUUGCUUUAAAAUAUAUAUAGUGUUAAGUGGGCUGAAACAAUGUAAUACACACAUUUAUAUGUUUCCCUCUUUGCCUGUGGACUUAAGAUAAUUCAACAGAUAUUGAAAGAGCCGUGUUCUACCAAAACCUCUAAAAUGUAGGCUAUAGCUGGAGUAUAGUGGUCGUUUGAUUUUUGAGUUUGUAUGACUUAACAAACAUAAAUUCUUUUUAUAAUACUUUCUUGUGUUGACUUCCUGCUUCUGUAAUUGAUUCAGAUGAGACUGUAUAUAGUCUUGGUUAUCCAGUCCUAUAUCAUCCACAGACACGUGAAAACAGACAUAUGUCUAUGUCCUUAGAAUUAGACUUUAUUGUAGGAAGAGUUUGGGAAUGACCAGUAUAGCUUUGAAUAGAUCACUAAAUUCAGGGUCACACCUCACAAGUAUCAAUCUUAAAAGCAGGAAGUGAUUCUGCUCAUUUACACUCAAUGGCUGAGAUAAAAUCAGCAAAUGAUUUACUUGCCUGCUUGACGCUCCCUCUUUUUCCUUUGUUACCUUUUAAACUGUUAGGAUUACUUUGUCAUUUAGUUGCAUAAGGAAUUAUGGUGUCUGCAGCCAGAGCACUUUACACAAAGUACUGGAGGCUGCAAAGUAUACCAUAUGCAGGAGAUUGGAUAGAUCAAGUGUGGGAAUAUGCAUUUGUGGCAAAACUAACAUGUUUGAGAAAAAAGGAAAGGAAAUUGGUCUUGUUUUGUCAAAUAUUGUAAUUUAUUCAAAUGUCUUCGCUUAACAAUCUUACGUUUUAGGGUGUUUGAAAUUUUUAUGUUUAGUGCAGAAAAAGAAAAUAUAUUUAUUGUUUUAUUUAUGACUAUUUUAAUAGAUGCUCACUUGGUUGACAUCUUAAUUGAGCUAUCCAGUUUGACCCCAAGAUCUCCUUCCUGAUCAGUCACAACCAAUUUGGACCCCAUGAGUGUAUAUGUAAAGUUAGGGGUUUUUGCUCCACUAUGCAUCACUUGCAAUUUCUUUGUUUUUAAUACUCUGAACAACUUAGUGUCAUCAGCAAACCAGGUCACUUCUGUACUUGCCCCUAACUCCAGGUCAUUUAUGAACAAGUUAAAAAGCACUGGUUACAGUACUGAUUUUUGCAUUCCCUAUAGAGGAAGAACCGUCUAUUUAUUCCUGCUUUCUGUUACUUAACCAGUUGCUCAUCCAUAAGAUGACCUGUCUUCUUUUCCUAUGACUGCUAAACUUGUUCUAGGUUCUUUUGGUGAGAGAAUUUAUCAAAAGCUUUUUGAGAGUCUCAAGUAUGCAAUGUCAACUUGGAUACCUCUGCUUACAUGCUUGUUGACACCCUCAAAGAACUUUAGUGGGUUGGUGAGACAGGACAUACUCUUGUGGAAGCCAUGCUGCUUUUGCUUCAGCCUGACUUGCUCUUCUGCAUGUUUGGUAAUUCAAUUUUUAAUAAUUCUGCCCACCAGUUUUACUAGAUUAAUGUUAAGUUAAGCUGCCUAUAAUGUUCCAAGUCCUAGCUGGAUUCUUUUUAAACAAUAGAUGCUAGCUACAUUGAACAGUUUCCAGUCCUCUAGUAUGGAGGCUGAUUUUAGGGGCAAAUUACAUAUUUAUAUUAGAAGAUCAGCAAUUUCACAUUUGAACCACUGAGGAAGCUCACUUGUGUAACCCAGAUGCUUUGGUCAUUGGCUGUGAGAUGCUUUCAGUCUUAAAGUUACAUAGCAGGCAGAUAUUUUCUGAAUAUUUGCAUUUGUCCAUCAGUUGAUGUCCAGUGGCUUACAGCAACACCUGCUGAGUUUGUCAACAAGAUGGUGACAGUAUAUUAUUUUCCAGUUGAACUGCCAUAUCAGCCAAUUCAUUUUCUAGCAUCUUGGUUUCUUCUAGUGUCUCAAAUGUUAGCCUUACUUAAUACUGCAGGUUGUGCUAGCAUACAUUUGCAGUCUGAACCCAGCCAGUGCACCUUCCAUCAUGCAUGCCUGGCCUCAUCCCCUUCGCUCACUUAGCUUUUGACAGCACCUGAUCUGGUAUCUCUCCUUGUCCUGCUGUCACCAUUCCUUCCUCAACUCAUUCUUUUCAUGGUUUUUGUAAUUGCUGAUCUUAUUCCAAGUUUUGUGUUGUCCUUUCCUGGCUCUUCCUGUUGCUCUGCUGUUCUGAUUUUGGGUGAGUGGAUGCAUAAGCGGCUGGAGCUUCAGUUUUGUCUCCUGUUAAGUGGGAGGUUGUGACAGCAUUCCUAUUGUCUUGAAACUGAAGCAGCACAAAGGAGAAGUGAGCUUUUCUGCUGUGGUGAAUAGUUUUAUUGGUUCAUUCACUUUCUAUUUUACCUUUAUUCCUUUUGCCUCUUCUCUUUCUUUCAUGUCUCUCCUCUCUUUACAACUCAGUGUACUGAAAUCUAAAUUGGGGAGUCCUCUGGGCUCCAUCAAUCUCAAGUUGAGCACAAAGCUCUUAUAAAUAGAUAUGGUGCCUGCUUCAUGGACACCAGUUUAAUGUCGGGGGCUGAUAGUAGGGGCAAUAGACAAACUUUGAUUGCUGUGAGGUUACACUGAGUAACAAUGAACAAGCAGAAUGUGCAAGAUGGAGCUAAUCAGCAUGUUGUCAGUUAUCUCCAUGAACUAGGUUUUCUAAAAUUAUUUUUUAAAUUAAUUCCUACAGUUUCAGGCCAUCAGGCUGUGUCUUUUACAUUUGCCUAAUAGUUUUUCUUUCUCUCUAGCACUAUCGACAAACCUUCAGAUUCUCUCAGUAUAGGAAACUGUGAUAACUCGCAGCAGGUAAGAUUUGAGAACCAACACUUCUUAACUCUUGCCAACUGCAUACCCUUAUAUUUGCAAAGGACUAUAUUGUGUGUUGAAAUAUUUAUUUGCCAUAAUCUUAAAUAUACCUUCCUGCCUAUCAGCUGCAUAAGAUGGUUGCUUGAUUAAAACUUUAUACUAGCUGUAAAAACACAUGUUAUUUGGAAAUGACCAAAUGGUUGUUAAAAGAAGAAACUGUUAUUUACUAUACAAUUGUAAAACUGUUUGCUUUUUCUUUUUAGAUAUCAAAUAGUGACACACCUUCACCACCACCCGGCUUAUCAAAAUCCAAUUCAGUCAUCCCCAUCAGUUCAUCCAAUCACAGUGCACGGUCUCCCUUUGAAGGGGCUAUAACAGAGUCACAGUCUCUCUUCUCGGACAACUUCCGGCACCCCAACCCUAUUCCAAGUGGACUCCCUCCAUUUCCCAGCUCCCCACAGACUUCAAAUGACUGGCCGAUGGCACCAGAGCCACAGAGCCUCUUCACAUCAGGUAUAGUAUUAGUUAGACAACCCAUGCACACAAUAGCUUGAAAUAAUAUCUUCAGGUGCUUACAUUUACUUACAGUUUAGCAUGAACUUGACAGUGCUGCUCAGUACUGCUCCAGUUUAAAGAACUUGUGAAAAUGUCACAAUUAUUAUUUUGUAAAGUGCUUUACUUUUUUCAUAGAUCGUGGAAAUGUAGAUUCAAAAUAAAGAUUCAAAAUAAAUAAAUAAAACCUUACAUAAAUCAUAUUUUGUGCUUGUAUGCAUAUGGUCAUUGAUGCUAAUGAGCAGUCAGACCAAUAAGAACAUUUUGCUUAAAAUUGCAAGUGGUGAGACAUUUUAAUUAGUAACUGAACAGUUCUUCUCAAUCAAGUUCCUUCAUGUAGACAUCUCUAGAAUUAUCUAGCCUCUAGCAAGGAAUAUAUGCAGUGGAAAGAGUGGUUUCUUACAUGUAAAAGACGAAGAAGUGCUACUGUAAUGUGUUGCAGAAGGUGGAUGGGAAAUUCAUAGGGUUGGAUCUUGAAAACCAUGAGGUGCUUCUGCCAGAUUUUUCAGCAACUUCCCUAGUAGGCCCACACAGCCUCCACCUCAGCUUUCUGAAGGGGCUUGUUACCUUCGGGAGCAGCUUUUCAGGUGAGACAGAAAUGUGAAAUUCCCAAGUAGAGGAUCAGUUUAGAACUAUAGGGAAGAAAAAUGCAAAGAUAAAGAAAGUUGCUUUCUUGGUAACUGUACACCACUAGAACAUAAAGGGUAUUGUGAGCUUUAAUCUAAAAACCAGUUGCCCCUGGAAUAGGAUUCCCCAACCUGUUACUCUCCAGAUAUUUUGGACUACAACUCCCAGGACCAAUGGGAAUUAUAAUGCAAAACAUCUGGAGGGUACCAGGCUGGGGAAAACUGCCAUAGGAAUGAGAAUAACCAAUUAUUGGAAAGGGAAAUCGGUCAGUAUUUUGACUCAUAUUAAGCUGGGGAAAAUGCAAGUUUGUCGUUAAUAACCUGUUUUAAAUCCCACAGAAACCAUCCCAGUAUCCUCGUCUACAGACUGGCAAGCGGCGUUUGGAUUUGGUUCUUCCAAACAGCAAGAAGAUGACUUGGGGUUUGAUCCCUUUGAUAUCACCCGCAAAGCCUUAGCAGACCUGAUCGAGAAGGAACUGUCGGUCCAAGACCAACCCUCCCUCUCGCCCACGUCUCUCCAGAACCCUUCCCCACACACUACAACCGCCAAAGGGUCAGGCUCUGGAUUUCUGCAUCCUGCUGCGCCCGCAAAUGCCAACUCUCUCAAUAGCACAUUUUCAGUCUUGCCACAGAGGUUCCCGCAAUUUCAACAGCAUCGAGCAGUUUACAACUCCUUCAGUUUUCCAGGCCAAGCCGCUCGCUAUCCUUGGAUGGCCUUCCCACGCAAUAACAUCAUGCACUUGAACCACACAGCAAACCCACCUUCAAAUAGUAAUUUCUUGGACUUAAACCUCCCACCACAGCACAGCACAGGUCUAGGAGGGAUCCCUAUAGCAGGUAAGUGCGCUGAGAAAGCAUCAGUGAGCCUUGUUCAUGCCUUCAGCUUCUCUAAAUCAGAGUAGCGAGAAGGGGUUGAUGGUAUUUGGUACUGGAAUUGAUAAUGUAACUAUCAUGAUGGAAAUGUGUUUUUAUGCAUUUUGAAAAUGAAAUGUUUAGCUUGGAAUUUAGCCUUAUAAUGAGCUUUAUAAGGAAAGUGGAGUAUCAUAUGUCCAAUCAUCCUUAUUUCAAAAGUGAUUUUAUGAUUUACAUUGACAGUCUUGAUCAUGCUGUGGAGUUGAUCUUUAUUUUAAAUAUAUAGUUUACUUAAUUGCAGAAAUAGAUUACAUUUUAACUUUUUUUAAAAAAUGAAUUCUUCAGUCCCGGUUCAUGAUGCUUGGCACAUAUGGCAGGAAAAAGCUAUUUUUUUAUUUAUUUUUUGAAGUAUUUGUAUACUGCUUUCAUACAAUAUAUAUCCCGGGGUACUUGCACUUUCCAAAGUCAGCAGAAUGGAUAACUCAGUUACAGUGAUUAACAUUCAGUUUCCUUUUCACUCAAAUCUUUUUUAAAAAAAUAAUCUAAAAUGCCUGAGAGAAUAAAAAUGCCCCAACUGGAUGUCUGAAAAACAACAACAUAGGCACCAGAUGAACUUCACUGGGGAGGGAAUUUAUCAACCAAGGUGCUGCCAAUGCAAUAGCCAUAUCUUUUCUCUCCAUUGCCAUUUGAACUCUACCAUCUUCAAUUGUAUCUGAAAUCUUACAUUGAUGAGCCAGUAAAUUUAAAAUUGUGCAAAAAAUAUUCUUUAUGAUCCCGUAUAUGAAGCCAUCUGAUACCUAUACCAUUCACUUUAAUCCCUUGCCCUUCAUUUUUGUAACAUUUCACUCCAGCUGGCAUUAUUGUUUCCCGCUGGAAGAGUGUACUUCGUAGCUGACACACACAAGACUUUGUGGCAUAGCAAGCAUCACUUCAUGAUAAUACCUUUUGGAAUUUUAGAGCAAACUUCAAGUAACCUGUUCCUUCCAUCAUAACUUGCAGUGGUCUUCUCCUUGGGAUGUUUUGGGUUUACAGACCAUAUCUUAAACAGUGUGGAUAAUAUUGUUCAGUAAUAGCACCUUUUUAUUUCUGUAAACUAGUUUUCCUGUGCUUUAUUUUUCUUGGCUACUGUAACAAUUAUUGUUUUUUUUCUAUUCUCAUUAUGAUUCACUUAAAACAUUUAUAUACCAUCCAUUUCUUACUGAUAGUGACUGCUUAUGUUAGUAUUUUGGGAAUCCAGAGGAUUUGCAGCUUAUCAUAAAAUCUGUAACAUGGUCACAACACCUGUCUCUUCAUUCUGGUUACAAAAGCAUUUCUUUGGCACUUUAGUCUUAGCUUUGACUCUGGCUUAGAUAUAUAGUUUGAAAAUGGAAAAAGCUAGUAAUUAUGUCAGGAUAUAAAAACAUGCAGAGAAGCAUUUCAGAUUCUCCAUGUGACCCAGAAAAGAUGUCCGCUAAGAGCCCUCCCAUUCAUAUUCCAUUAGAUAAAAGGGGCCAUCACUGAACUUAACAAUCAGCUGUGUUAGUGUGGAAGUGAUGUUUGAAUGUGUGAAGUCUCUGAACUCUGGCCUAGCCUGAAAAAUCCAUUUCCUGCUCUUCAGUAGAAGAGAAGUCUAGAGCGGUGGUUCUCAAAGGGUGUGGCACAUCACAUUGGUGUGGCCAGAGAAGAUGGCAAGGGUUGCAGGAAGAUUCAAGGGCAAUCAAAGAAACACUUAACCAUUUCAGUGUAGUAUCGUGGAGUAUAGUAUCAUUCAUUCAUUCAUUCAUUUAUUUGCAAAAUAUGGAUAGAUACCUUUUCAAAAUCAAGCACUGCCAGGAGUUGUUUCUUUUUGUUCUCCAAUUUAUUUCUUAUCAAUAAAAAAAAUCAGUGUGGCGUGAGCAAUUUUUUAUUUUGAAAGUUGUGGUCCUGAGAAAAAAGUCUGAGAACAAUGAGUCAAAACCACCUUCUAAAUACGUGGUAUAUUCUGAAGUAGAGUGUUGUAGUGUAGUUGAAUGUAAUAUGUUUCUUCCCCCUUUGAUUUAGUAAACAUUAUGCUACUUGUAAAAUUUGUUUCUUUCACUCCCAUGUUUUUUCUUGCAAAAACUCUGUGGGCUGAGAAAGACUGGUCUAGUGAGCUUCACAGAUGAGUAAGGAUUUGAAUCUACUACAAUGCUUUGACUACACCACACAAACUCUUUAGGAACUCUGAACACAACCUACAGAAAACAGUAUUUGCUAAUUUACUUACUUAGAUUCUUAGCCUGUGCUAUUCAGAGGCUUGAUUCAAAAAUAGAUCUUUGAAGCUCUUUAUUGUAGUAGUGGUCAUAGUUGCUUUAGGGAUGCUAGAAGACUAAAACAAUGCAACUAAUAUUAUGAAGUAUAAAGCUUCUGCAGUAAGUUGUACCAGGGACAGGCAAGUUGGUUGUAUGGCAUAAACAGCUUGUGCUGAAAAGCAUUCAUCUCUUUAUGCGUGCAUGUGAAAAGUUUAUCAAAAAAUGAAAAGCCUGGGAUUUCCAAUUAAGUGUAGUAAGUUUAGUAAUUGCUAAGGCAACUUGGAAGUUGUGACUAGUUACCAUUCCUUGCUAGGUUAUGGAUAUUUUGAUGUUGAAAACGUUGUUUCUAAUGAGCAUUCUAGCAGCUUUCAAUAUCUUAACUUUCUGCAUAUUGUAUUAACCUUCCCCUUGACUCUCUUGAAGAAAUGUCUUGGCUUUAUGAUGUAUGUGCCUAUUAGUUUUCCAUUUAUGCGCUCCAUUUUAGGAGAAGACAGAUGUCCUUAAAUAAUUACCGUAUUUUUUGCACCAUAGCACUCACUUUUUUCCUCCUAGAAAGUAAGGGGAAAUGUCAGUGCGUGUUAUGGAGGGAAUGCCUACGGAUGGCGGGGGAAUCUGCUGCAGUCGUGAGCAGAGGAUCCAUGGUUCCCCUUCCUUUCCUCCUCCGUGGCUCGCUUUGAAACAGCAAAGAGGGAGAAGAGCCGCUGAGUGGGGAGGAGAGAGGGACAGAGAGCCUGCUUCUUUAAAGGAGCAAAGCGGGAGAGGAGAGGAGCCGCUUACACGAGUGUAAGCGGCUCCUGUCCGGUUGGCUUCUUUAAAGCAAGCAGGCUCUCUGUCCCUCUCUCCUCCCCACUCAGCUCGCUAAAUAGCAGCAAAGUUUUUCAGCUCGCUAAGCUGGGGAUGAGCGGGGAGGAGGGAGAAAAGCAGAGCCUGCUUGCUUUAAAGGAGCAAAGUGGGAGAGGAGAGGAGCCUUCUCCCCUUAUACCCUUCUUCUUCAUUAUUAGCAGCAUCCUUCUCCACCCACCACACAUGUGCUUCUUCUCCCCUUAAACCCCUCUUCUGCAUUAUUAGCAGCAUCCUUCUCCACACACCCCACGCGUGUUCCUUGUCCCUUGAGUGCUUUUCCUUCCCUCCCCACUUAAAACGUGGUUACAAAGCAUGGAUCCACAUGGAUCCUCAGGAUUUUUGCACUGGGUCACCCCAAAUUCACUGUCAGAUCACAUGUCUGUGGCCACAGCAUGAACCACAAAAAUCAUACAUCCACUGUUUUGUUUAGAAUAUUUUUUUCUUGUUUUCCUCCUCUAAAAACUACGUGUGUGUUAUGGUCGGGUGCGUGUUAUAGAGCGAAAAAUACGGUAUGUCAUCUCUAACAGAGCUUCUACCUUUCUGAGGCAUAAUAUGCAUGAAAUAUUUUUUGCUUUGCCCUUCUCCUGAAUUUUGCACCUUUCUUAUUGGAUAAAAAAUCUUUCUUGGCUUUUAGAUUGGUCUUUGAUGUACUUACUUUUUUAACUAAACUAUAUAUUUUAUUUACAAAUGGUGGACAUCAGGCAUCACUGACUUAGCCAUCAAUGUGAGAAAGCUAUCUUCAGAUAGUUUAACAAAUAUUUUAGUAAUUAUUGACUUCUUUUUAAAUCAUAGGAACAGUAUUUCCCAGUGGAAAUACUGUUUUCAGCAGUGCUAAACUUGAUUACAAGGCCAAAUACACUGAAUAUGUUAUCUAAAUUAAGUCAUAAUAUAAUUAGGAGUUGCAAGAGUUUUUUAUAUUAGUGUGGGGAUUUUACCUGCUAAUUCAGGGUCAAUAUGCAGAAAGGAGGAAUUUUUUUGAAUUUGCUGUUGAAUUUUAUGUUGGCGAGUUGCAUAGUAUGUGCUACUGAACUCUCAGUGUUGUUACAUUACAUAUUAAUUUUAUUUAUUAAAAAUAUUUAUAUACCACUCACAUGCAAAAUUUCAGUGCGGUGUACAGCAGGAUCUACAAAAGAGAUAAAAUACAAUUAACAGCAAUACAGAAUAAUUGUAAAAAUGACUGCCUCAUCUUAAAAGUGUAAACCAUUGAAUAGGACUGGCAACACAUAAAAAUCUUCAAGAGAUGUCUGAAUCUUAGAAGUGAGGAUGCCUGCCACAUCUGCUGGAAGAGAAUUCUCCAGUGGGGGACCAACAGCACUAGAUGCCUAACGUCUCAUCAAAAGCAGUUGGGCUAUUGAAACAACUAGCAUCACUCCUCCAGAUCUCAAUGAUCAAACUGGCAUAUAAGAACUCAGGCAGCCCUUAAGGUACUCAGAAUCCAAGUUGUUCAGGGCCUUCUAUAUUAAUAUAAGAGGCUUGAGCCUUGCCCUGUAACAUGGGCAGCCAGUGCAGAUAUUUUAGCAGUAGUAUUACAUGUUGCCCACCACCUCUUCCCAUCAACUAUCUUAGGUGCUGCAUUCUGCCCUAGCUGGAGCUUCUGGAUCAAUCCCAAGGGUGGCCCCACAUAGAGUGCAUUUCAGUAAUCUAGUCUUGAGUGCAUGGUCUAUGAUGGCCAGGUUAUCCCCAUCCAGAUAUGGCUGUAGCUGACCAGGUGAAGCUGGUAAAAAGCCCUCCAAGCAAAAAAGGAAACUUAGACUUUGGUUGACAAAGAUGUAUUCAGCUGUACCUCCAAUCUAUGUGCCUGCUCCAUCAAAGGGAAUGCAAACCCUGCCCUCCAGGGACAAAGCAGUGCCUGGUGGAAUCCUAUCGCAUAAGUGCUAGGAGGCCAAAAUCACUCUCCCCCCCACUCCCCAGUUCAUUUCUGGAUUUGACCAUGCAGGUAGGAACGAAACCAUUGUGAUACAAUGCCUUUUGAUACUCAUCCUGCUCAAUGGUGUCAAAAGCCAUGGAGAGAUCUAGUAAGAGUAAUAAGGGUCACACUUCUCUGUCCUUCUCUUGAUAAAGACCAUAAAUCAGGACAAUUCAGUCUUAGAAGCAGGGGACACAUUGAAGUGAAUCCAGAUAAUCAGUAUCAUUCAGGAAUACUUGGGAGUUGCUCUGCCACCACCUUUGGCACCACCUUCCCAGAAAAUUAGCCCAUUAUGUUUCUAGGCUCUUCCAGUGUUGUAUCAUCAUUGACUUUUGUGAAAUGUGUGGACUGCUUCAGAAGAUAAUUAAAUGGCAUCAGUCUUGCAACUCAUCCCUAUGGAGCUCCUCGUGUAGAAUAUGAUGCGACUUCCUUCUUGUUCUUGAGUGCAUCUUUUCUUCCAAAGGAAUGACUAAAAGAAGUAUUGGGUGUUUUGUUUUGUCAUUAUGUAUUAUGUAUAUAUAUAUGUACAUAGUGUUUUAUAGUUCUACCUGUUUUUUUAAAUAUUCACAUGUAUAACACAUUUGUACCCCGCUCUUCAGCCGUAAAAGCUCCCAGAGUAAAAAGCAAGGCAUUUACUGCCCACAGGCUUACAAUCCAAAUGAUACAACACAAAAGGACAAGGAGGGAAUGUGUUGAUCACUUUUUAGAUGUCAAAGCAGCUGGCCCAUGUAUUUGGUCUCAAUGUGUAACUCUUAUGUUAUUGUGAGCUUGCUUUACUACACUUCAGGGACCUUCAAUGGACUAGCUUGCCUAUUAACAGAUUAGAAAUGAACUUGGUUUCCAGUGGCUGAAACCCAGCAAUGUCCACUAGAGACAUUUUGUUUUUCUGGUUCAUAUUUUUCAAGCUUCUGUUCUGAGUUCUGACACUUGACUGGAAGCCUUCCUAGUUAACAUCUGCUAAUAGCCAGGUGGUCAUGUUCCAACCUCAGUGUAAGCUACAUAUGUGCAGGGUUGGAUGUUUGCCGAAGACAUUGCGGCAGGUUAUAGCCACAAUGCCAUUGUAUGUCAUGAUCUCUAGUAAUAGAGGGGAUGCUGGCAUAUCGUUUGGACCUCCAAAGGUGAGCUGGGUCUGUCAUAUAUUGUCCAGUAAAGUAUGUGCACUGGACCUUGCAUUCAUUUUACAUUAGACUAUUUAUCUCUGUUAAUUAGUUCCUUUCCUGUCAAGUUAACACAAUAUUAUUCUAUUCAAAGACUUUAAGGUGAUUCACAUUGCCAUGCUUUGCAUUUGCAUCUUUAACAUAUGCUUAGGAUCUGAAUUUAUUGCAAAUAUUAGAUACUCCAGCAGGCUUUCUUGAUUUCAUUUCCAUUGAGGGACCAAGUAGGUAGGAAAAAGGAAAGAACACCGGUGAAGAUGAGGCCCAAGUUCUUACAGAAAUAUAUUUUAUUUCCUGUUUUUCUGUAUCUUCUCACUAUCAUCAUUUCUGCCAAACUAAAAUAAAAGUGAAAAUCAGAUUAUUGUGUUCAAAGAGUCUAAGUAAAAUUAAAGCAUUAAAAUUCUGAGCUGAACAAGAAGAGGGCUUCCCUAGGCACAGUUUUAUCUUUAGUAUGAUAGUUCAUAAGGAUCAUCACCAUCAUACCUGUUCAUUUUAUGACCUUUUGUGUUGAUACCUUGUCAUGCUCGCUUUUGUCUGUUUCUGCCAUUUCUCCAUUGCCAGUAUACUUAGCAAACAUUUAAUUUAAUUAUUGCUGUUAGGGAAAUUACUGUGCUCAAACAGAUAGCUAGCCCACAAGAGGGCAAUCAGUGAGGAUCUUGUAUUCUCACGACUUUCCUGUUUCCUCCCACAGAAUGUUGAUUUAUUUGCUGGAAUAUAUGUGUCCAUAUCUUAUGAAUGUGGCAGUAUCUGUCAAGAAAGUCCUGUCACUUUGGGGGCAUUGCAGAUCAAGAGCAAUGCUUAAAAAUUAAGAUAUUACAGCAGAGCUUUAGAAUAGAACUAGCUAGUAAAUCUAGUUACCAGCACAUAGAGAUGUUAACGGAGAGAUCACUCAUUUUACUCUGCUAUAUUUCUAUCAAAUGUCAGGUCUAAAAAUGGGAAUUGAUUACCUCCCAAUAGCAAAAAAAGCAAAAGCUAAAUUCUGUGUUCUAUUCUUUAUAGUCCAUGUUCUGUUUAUCUGACCUUAUGAAAAGCGGAAUCUGGAUUCCAGUCUUUUCUUACAGAGCGCAGUGGUCUGCUGCUCUACAUAAUGGCUUAAUAAUUGUUACUAAGCACACAGUAGUGUUUAGGCCACUUUAUUUACAAGUCCCUGAAGGCUUCGGUCAUGAUCCAGAGCUGCACGCACAAUUGACUUACUUUCUAAGUUUCCCUUUCAAGUACUCCCCUUGCUUUACUUAAAAACCAUUUCCGCAAAGUUUGGAUGUAUUUGUAAGAUCUGUUCAGCAUUUCUCCAAGGUUCCAUUUCAGUUGCUCUCAUGCCAAAGCACGUAACUUGUUUCUAAACACACUUAAAGUUUAAAUGCUCUAACAGCAUUCGUAACACACAACAUAUGUGGUGUGUGUGUGUGUGUGUGUGUGUGUGUGUGUGUAUCCUGUCUAUAUUUUACUUGGAUCACAACCUUAAUUUAGAAUUUGCAGGGAAUGUAAUUCCACACCCCGAAACUCUUCCCUUUUUCUGAAACUCUUCAGUUUGAAUUGUAAUAAAUGUAAAACACAACAUAAAAUCAGAAUGACAUAUUUAAGGGUAUGUUCACUGGUUUACAGAGUAACUGUGAUGAUGCAACUAAACUGUGGUAUGAGAAAAUAUUUAUUUCUGCUCCAGUGCAUUUGGGUUUUUUAAGUGAAAUGCUUUGUUUUUCCUGUUCUCUCAGCUGCUUUUUUAUAUUAAGCAACCUGUAUACUUUCCAAGUCUUGUACAUAUACAGCGGUAUCUCAGAUUACUCAUUUGAACUUCAGUAUAACUAAAUCCUAAACUAGAGAUGGGCAGUUGAUGGGCCACAGUUGUGUUUUGGACAGACUUCCCAAUCCCAGGAAAGUAUGUGUAUAUAAAGAUAUCUGCAUACUAGGCCUUAGCCCUUUUCCCGGCAUAUCUUUUCAGACCUUGUUAAUUGCUGCUGCUUAUGCUGUAUAAAUACCAAAUUCCAUAUGAGUUGACAGUUCAUAGCUACUUCAAUAUUAUUAGAUGUCAACAUUGCUGAUAUUAAGAUUUGUAAGGAGAUAGUCUAACAAAGGAAAAUUACAAUGGCAUGAUUGCUGGCUCAAGCUCAAAAGUGAAGACACUUUCUAUAUGAAUAUGAAAUGGCAUCUUUAUUUUGUCUUGAUGAUGCCUAGGGGCUUUUAAGGGAUUUUCCUAGGUUUCAGUUGUGUGACUCGGUUUCAUAGAGAAAUAUAUAGUAAGGAGGAUUUCCUUAUUUGAUAAUCUUACUCAAAAUGAUGCUGAAAUGUGAGUCUAAGAGAAUUAACAGUAUUUUGCGCAUCAUUCACUGAAAGAGAAGUGUACAUCUGAAUUCAGCUUUGGUCAGGUUAGUUCUAAGGGGCACCUAGGUUGUAGAUCUGCUCUGUAAGGUGCUGGAGAAGUGUCCCACUAUCCAGCUGCCUGACAAAUUCUGAAGUAGAGAGCUAGAAUAUCAGAGUUGGGGCUUUCUACAUCUAGAGCAUGUACUUUACACUUUUGCUAAACUAAACUCAAACCCCAUUUCAAAGGUCUGCUUAUGUCAGUACAUCCAGGUUGCUAUACUACCAUGGAGGAGUUUGGUUCCAGAGCCAUGUAAGCUUUUAUUGUGACCCUCUUACCUAUUGGGAUAUUUUCCUGUAAGACAGCAUCAUGUUGUGUUUUAUUGAUCCUAGUUUAAAGUGAAAGGUGACACAGGUAAGCAGUAUUGGACUGUUUAGCUAUGUUACACCGUAGAGUAACUUACAGAAUUGAAUUGUCUUUUUUAUCAUUUUAGAUGUCAAAAUGCUUUUGUUAUCUAAUGAAGUUCUUACCAAAUAUAAAGCUCAAAGACUACCUGGGAACAGGUCCCAGAAUUAAAUGUCUACAUUUACCAUGAGAAUUGAAGGGCAAAACACUUCAAAAAGAGAGCCAUGAAAUGCAGAAUAGCUAUCCAAAAAUGGUGAUGGCUGCUUGCUGCACGUACGUAGCAGUAGAAAACAAGUGUUUUCUACAAUGUAACUUGUGGAGCAGCUUUCAGAAUUUAGUACAAAUGUACUUUACAUUAAAAGUCUCCUUUAUCUGCAUAUCUGCUAAGGGGGUUUAUAUUGCUAAGAUACAUUUUUUGUUUUGUUUGUAAAGAGUGUAUUGUUUGAAAAGAUUGCACAAACCGCCAGUGCUGGACUGCCGGCGCCUUGUCCGUUUUUCCUAUGUUGAUGUAUUUUGAAACCCCUAUGAAGUUUUUUCAGUACAUUAGUUGUCAUUGAAAUAGUAAUAUUGAAGGGAAGUAUUUUUAAAUUAUUCAGUUAUUCCAGAAAAAAAACUUUAAAGCUCUCUGAGAUGCAAAAAACAGAACCUACUGAGUACUAAAACCCUUUUCUCUGUGUGAGCAUACCACUUUGCUCUAUACUGCUGGUUUAUCUCAUUCAGUAUUAGCAGCAACAUCUCCAGGGCAGUGUUUUCUCAGCUCUGCAGUCUGAGUUCCUUGAGAUGUUGGGGAUUGAACCUUCUGCAUGCAAAGCAAGUCCUAUACUACGGCCCCUGGCUCUCCCUGGGCAUGGCAGAAUACAGGGCGUCAUACUAGAUUUUCCUUUCCUUUGGACCAGUCACUUCCCAUUCAUUGGUUCAUAGUCUUAGUCCUACAAAAUAACUGGCCAUGCAAAACCUGCUUAUUAUCAAAGGAGUUUCCAUGUACAGUAUGUACCAUAUUUAAUGGUAUGAUGUGUUCUUGGUAUGUUUAAUAAUGGUAUGUUCUUGGCGGAAUAGUCAGCCCUGGUCUGUAGGGUGAAGACAUCAGGUGUUAAACACCAUCUAACCCCAGGAUCAUUGGGUGGAAGAGUGUUUGAAAUGUAAUUGUUUCUGGAAUGUUUUUAACUGAAACUACUCAGUGCACAGAGCAAGCAUUGUAAAAUUCAGUAGAACUUAAGCUCUACAGGAGAAAACUAGUCGAGAGUAGGAGCCUAUGGACACAUGAUGUUCCUGAUGGUUUAACCAUGGCUAAACAAAAGAACUGUUCCUAGAAUCACUUAUCAUGAGCUGCAUUCCCCUCUUUGCAGGAAUACUUACUCAGCAGCAAUAAAAGGUGAGGCUCAGUCAUCCUCCAGAAGGUAGGAGACAAAGGAGAGCAUGAUCUCUUACCCUAUUCAUACCAAUUGACUAUGGUUAAACAAUUGGAAAAGUUACAUGUGCAUUGUCAAGAAGUGUGGAAUGAAGCAUAACGCUGGCCAUGAGUGUGAAAUGAAAAUUUUAGCCUCUGCAUAAAUUGGCAGCUGGCCAGUUUACGUGGUGAAUCUAGAGCCAUCAGAGGUAGUAUUCAUAGGGAGUGUGAAUGAACCAGAACCCUUUCGGUCUUUUCACUGUGUGCCAGACCGGUGUACUCCUAUAUUUCUCAUUUUUACAGAAGUCAGUUUGAAUAAGGCAUUGCUAACUAGUGUUAACUUCCACCAGUCCACCAGUAGUAACAGCUUCUGUUGUGAUGCCUCCUUUCCAAAGCUCUUGGGUUAUUUUUAUUUUAUUAUAUUUUUUUAUUAUUUAUUAGAUUUAUAUACCGUCUUUCAUCAAAGGACCUCAGUGUGAUUCACAAGAUAAAAAUAGAUGCUUUAAGAGAUGACGAUAAUCAUUUUAACUUGGAGGAAUACUUUACAGCUGAAUCUUAAAAUAAGCUGAGGCUUACUGAGCGGUGUACACAUUCUAACUUACUGCAGGUAGACCACGAGAUCACAGCCCCUUUAGCAUAUAUUUUUUUCAUUUUAUUUUUUAAAAAGACUUCUAUAUUCCCUCUGGCAUUACACUGCACAGGUGAAUUAUAGACUUUAGAUAGCAGAUGAGAUGGUUAAGUGCCUUGAAUAUUUUAUAGAAAGUUGGGCCUGGCAUCAGUACAUGAUGUGGUCAGUCAGAUGCUGGAGCCCAAAGGGCCCCAGCUGAGUCCACUGCUGCUCUGGGCUGGGCAAAGUUAUUCUGUUUUGCCAUUCUGCACUGCUGAGGAGCUGGAGCAAUGGCUAUAUACUGUCAGCGCUCUCAAAGUAGUAUUGCUUCAGAAUAAUGCCAUAACAGGAAAAUGGGUGAGGAAUUAAAAUAGACUUCAGCGCUCUCUGCAGUCACUCUACUUCUAUCUGCACCAAGCAGCAAGGAAAAGUUCUUAACUAAGCAGACUCAUAAUUCCACUCAUCCUUUGCUUUUCAGUGCUAAGGAGCUCUGAGCAGUUGCAGCAAAGGAGCCAGUUUAAUUGCUUUCCCGUGCCCCUGAUACUGUGCUGAUUCCCAGUGAUGCUAUGUCAGGGACUUUGGGAAGGGAUUAAACAGACAGCUUCCUGACUUACUGCAGUUGUUCAUAACUCCUCUCACCACUGAGCAGAAUGGAGGGAGAGGACUGCUUAAAUGGCCCACCUGGGCUGUAUAGGGACCCUUUAAAGAUUUGCUUGCUCUGGUGGAGUGCCUAGCAGUCUAGAAGAACAAAUGAGCUGUCUGUUUUGUGUCCCAUAUAGCAGCUCUCUGGAGCAAUACCAAAUUGGGGUCGUAGAGAAAUGCACAAUAACAGCUUCACACUGCAUACCUCAUUCUCCUCUCUGAGCCACCACUGCUGUUGAUGCCUCUGCUGCAACUCUGGACAUCCCUGUCAAUAAGUCCAUCAAGGGUAUGGCCAUUGCAGGGGACACUAUAGCCACUUCCCCUAGGUCCCCUUCAUACGUUUAGCUGGCUUUGGAUGGAGUAUAAAUGUUGGUGAUGGAUUGUGAUAAACCUGUGUCUGUCCUUCAUUACCUCUGAUUGUGCAUGAUGGGGGUGGGGGAGAGGUGGGGCGGGGAGGUAAGAUUCCCCCAUGGAAAAUUCAUAUGCAUAGGAAACUAGCCUUUCGGGGAGAAGGCUGACUUAGAGCCCAUCUCUCUGGCGCCUAGUUUUGUGUGCAGGGACUUUUUUUGCAUGGAGGAGCAGUUGUUUCAGCAAGCUUAUAUCUGCUGUCUGAAAUGUACAGUUGAGACACAGAUUAGCCACCUAAUUUGCUGUUUCUUAGAAUUAAGUCUUAGGUGUUGCAGGAUUACUGUGUCCCACCAUCUGGCUUUGGUAUAAAGCAUCUGACAGUGAAGAGCUUUGAACUAUUGAAACUAUCAGAGAGAGUUUGAUAGUUUGUCGUGUAUUCAGAAGUCCUGAAUGUGUGCUAGAGAAGGGUUUACUAAAGUCCAUUCUCCUAUGAAUCUGUGUUUGAAUUUAUUUGAACUAGACUGCUCCAGUCUGCUGGAUUUUGGUAUGUCAUAAUGUAUCACCUCAUGUCUGGGUUUUCAUCUCCAUCUAGUGGUGGAAAAGCAGAGAAUUGCUACCUGUGAGAUAAAUAUGAGUCUAGUAUCUUAGAUCAGCUAUCUUCAACCCUUUCAAAUCCAGGAUCUACUUUUAAUUCAAACAUGCAUUUUGGGAUCCAUUACUUAAUUUUUUACCAUAUAUCUGCAUGAUGGUUGUGCUUCUGUUGCAACCUACCUCGGAUCAGUCCACAACUUACUGGUGUCUCCCAACACACCAGUUGAAGAUCAGUAUAUUUGGAUUAAUGCUUCAGGAUUGGGAUUUUGUGCCAGUUCCAAGCUGCUGACAGCCUCAUGAGGAGCAUACAUUUCUUUAAAAGAUGCUUUGACUAAUAUUUUGAUCAUGUGAAAACUGAGACUAUAGUUGAAAAUGCUCUUUUGCAAUAUUUAGCUUUCCCCUAUAAAUUUCUGCCAUAGUUCUUGGAAAUUCACAGAAUUUGGAUCUUUGUGAGAAGGAGGUUUUUAUUUCUCCUUUUAUUCACCACAGCUGAGGAACGAACAGAGAAGCUUUCCAAGUAAAAUUGCUUGAAUUGCAUGUUGCCAUACCGCUUAGCAUCUUCUACUGUAUUCAAAUAAAAAAUGGGUUGUUUGCCCUAUUUAUUUAUUUCUUGGGGGUAAAGAGCAGAAUUUCCAUUUAAUGUGCAGGUUUAGGGGGUGACCACUGAGAAAAUAAUUAACUUUCAGUAAUGAUUCUUCUGCUCACUUGGAGUAAGCCUUAUUGAACAUAGACUAAUGAGAAAACAUGAACAAGGUGAGGCUACAUGAUAAUUAAUAUUGAAAUAUUAAUAUAUUGGUGCAGAUUAUGUUUGAAUUAUAUUUAUUAAAGAUACAAUUAGUCAAAGGAAAUUUAAGUAUUCUAAAAAUAGGAUGGUAUCAGAUUAAGUCAUACUCAGACCCACUGAAAUCAGUGGACUUAAGUUAGUCAUAUCCAUGUCAGUGAGUCUACUCUGAGAAUGACUUGGUUAAAUAUGCCCCAUACACUUCAGUUGAAGAAUGUCAAUUUUAUAACAAUAUAAAAACCACUGUUGCUAAUCUUCAUUUAAUUAAUUGCAUCAGCUUAAUUUCUUAACUACUUGAUCAAGAACAGUUUGUUAAAACACGGGAAGCAUUUAGUUUUAAAAUAUUUCAAUAAUAAGUUUUGAUUUCACUUAUUGAAGUUCAGGUACUCAUAUUCAUUUUCAAGAUUGUACAUUUCUUCCUUAAGCCUAAUUUACAAGGAAACAAAACAAAUGCCGUCUUUCAUUUCUUUGUGUUUUCAUUGAUGCAAAAAUGGAUUUCAUUCAUUAAAGUAUUUAUCCUCUGUCUCUCUCAUUUAAAGUAACUAUAAUUUAAAUAAGCUAGCAUCAUAAGCUAUGGUUUGAAACUGGGUGGUUUUGCAACUGACCAUAGUUUGUGUUAAACCAGUAUUCCUUGGUUCAGAUGAAUUAGGAAUUUAUGACUAGUUAAAGGUAAAUGUUUUCCAAGACUUUUCUGGCUCAUUCAUGUCACGAUAAACCAUGUUGUUGUGAUGUUAGAACACCACCAUUUUGUGUGUGAACAGCUACUUUUUAUUAGUAAACUUGUUCUGCGAUCAUAUUAGCAAGGAUUCCUUUAUCUAGCCCAUUGCCUUUUCUUAUAUUCAUCACUUUAUAGCAGAUACAUUUUUUGAAAGUUGGUGAUGCGCAUCUGCCUGAAAUUCAUGUGGUAUUUCUGUAACAUAGGUGACUUCUGAACAAGUGACAAAUUACAGAGAUGCUGCUAGAAAAAACAUUUUUGCUUAGCAGUUGCAAAAGUGACAAAGCAGUAUCACAUCAUGCAUUUGUGGAUUACACAUUUCUCACAUCACACCCAUUUCAUAAGAGUAAAUACAACAUUGACAGUACUUAUCCUGUUUAAAAGUUGAGCUGCCCUAAAUAGCACCUAUUCUGCAUUGUGGCUCAGAUUCCAUUCUGGUUUAUAAAGGAAUAUAACUCCCCUCUUACUAAAAUUUGAAUACCCUCUUUCUCUUUACUUACCUCAGGAGAAGGGGAAGAACAAACACUGGGGGCAGAAUUAAUAUUUAAGGACAAUAUUGCUUAAAGUCAAAGAUAAUCCAGUUAAAUAUUUUUUUAGUUCAGUACUUAGAAUGCAGGUUAAUAAAAUAUAUUUGAAUAAUACCAAAGCCUCACUAUGUAUUUUUUUUUGCCUUUUGCAAUAUUGAACUUGGCUGAUAAACAAAAGCUAUUCCAUAUAGGCAGUAUGGCCUUUCCUUAUGACAGUUUCUUAGUAUUACACAGAACAGGUUAACAGAAGACAGUCCCACCAUCCCUGACUGCUUGGCCGGUUUGAGUCCGACAAUAUGUGGAAGUCCCUCACCUUAAUAUCCUACUGACAGCUGAAUGUAGGUCUUUGUGGGAAGGAUGCCGUUAUAACACUAUCUCUUGUGUAGUUGAGGUUUCAAGGAGGACUGUGCCUGAGUUAGCCAAUCCCAGAGUGAAGUACUUGAGCACAGGGCUAUACGUACUCUUAAAUCAGGCAUCCCCAAACUCGGCCGUCCAGCUGUUUUGGGACUACAACUCCCAUCAUCCCUAUCUACAGUAACAGGACCAGUGGUCAGGGAGUUUGGGGAGGCCUGUCUUAAAUACUUAAGAAGAAAAAAAGUUGCUGAACUAGGGUAACCCUUUCUGAAUUCUACAACCUCUAUUAUGCAUUUCCCUUUCACCUUGUUUCGUUUCUAUCAUUUAUCUGCUCCUAACCAUUUGAGGAGAGGCCAGGACCAGCGAGGAGCCCUCAAGCCCCCACUCUACCUCACUAGAAAUAUUAUGCAGCCAUAUUGUCACCCUGGGCUCCUUUGUGAAGAGGGGUAGAAUAAAGAAAUUAAACAUAAUACUAUAUUUGGUUUCUGAGCUUUCACAAGUCAUUGAUCACAUAUGCUCCAACCCUUGCAGUUAAAACAAAGAAGCCAAGGUUCUCAGUAAGCUAAAUUCUGAGCCUGAAACCAUAUUCCUGUGUAGCAAUUAAUGUUUCUGCUGAAUUAAUGUGGUUAAGGUCAGCAGGGGAAGGACAAAGGGAAUUCAUGCUGCAGAAGGAAAGGAUGGAGAGGGGAGACAGAACCUGCCUGCCCACUCCUUAUUUGGUUAAUGGUAGAUAGCAAACUGGGAGUAUUAUAUCUACACCAGAUACCUAGUUGAGUGCACAGUGCAUCUCUCAAAGCCUAGAGACUGCUUUUUUGAGCACUUUUCAGUAUUUGAGAAGUAUUUGUCAGUAGUUGAGGACAACCUUACUGCUUUGGUUUAGCCCUGAAGUGAUAAGUAGUGUAGACCACCUGUUUCACGCAACAGUUCCUUUGCAGCGGUAGCUGAGAGGUCACAAUUUUUGUGCUUACUCUUACACACUGAUACUAAGUUAAAAUAGCUUUCAUUGGUUUACUAACAACAAAUAUUGAGCAACCCAAAUUAUUUCACUCUCUGAGAUGGGUGCCGUUUGCCUUUCAGUGCUUGGUAGUCCACUUCUUCUUUCCCAUGACUUGAACAGCCUCCAGGGUAACUUGUUAAAUAUUGUCCCCAUUUAAAUAAAUUACUGUCCACGCAGUAAUCCUCUGCCUAUGGCAGACCAUUUUCACUUAUUUUGCAAUUGAUUUGACUCUAAACCGUGGUCAUUUUCACAAUACCCCACGUCACCUUUCAGGUUUUGCUUUUAAAGUUUGCUUCUUGAGGAAAGGCAGUUAUGUACCCUUGGUUUGUGAUUUGAAGGCUGCAAUAGUUGUAACUUCAAUGGGUGGUGAGUGAUAAACAUUGCUCCUCUUGCUUGUUUGCUCUUUCCCCAUUUCUCUCUUGACUCCCAUUUCAGAUCAGCUCUUAACUGUAUAUCUGGAAAGGCCUUCAUGAGCAUGUGCUCAUCGGUACAUAGUUAGACCCCCCCCCAAAAGGAAUAUAGACAGUCUUCUUGUCAGACAUAGCUUGGGUAAAUGCUCUUAAUAGUGGACCUUUUUACAGAUAUAGAUUGAAAUCUGUCUCAUGAUUCUUGAGGAUGUUCAAUCAGUUAUAGAAAGGCUGUAUACUCUGUCCAAAUGCUAUUCACAAGAGAAGAAAGGUGACUCUGGAUCACUAGUUCUAGAAAGUAUUGUCAAGUAAUUAAUCCUUACUUUGUAUUCCCCUCCAAAAAAAUCUGUCUUACCAAAGAUGAGGAUUUGUCACUUUAAGUAUCCAAACAAAUAUGACAACUUAAAAACAGUUGCAGCAUUUAUUUUAUUUUCAAAUUCUGGUUUGGAUCCAGACUUGGCUAAUUCCUGCAAGACCCACUACCUAAGCAGAGUCCCACUCACGAGACAUUUCUUCUGGUGGAAGAGGGGGAGAUGACUUUUUAGUUGCCUGCUUCCCCUUCAGCUGCUUGUGUCCUCCAAAAAAACAAAAAAACCCCACCUGCUCCAUGUGGUUGGAGAACCCUCCAGAACAGCAUGGGAGGUGGUGCUGGAGCCUUCAGGCCAAAGGGAAUCAACAAGUUGUUACUUCCUCGUGUUUCACCAGCAGAUGAAACCCAUCUCAGUCACUUGUAGGUGUUUAAACAUAGAACUGAAAUAACAUACCUACAGAGAUCAGCAGAACAAGAAAGCUCAAAUAAAUUGGGAAUUAGUGGUAGUUGAACAAUAGAAUACCAUCUUAGUCUCUGUAUGGAAAUUCACAAAUCAAAUGAUCAUAUUUCUCCUUGCAAAAAAUUUUCUUUUUUUUUUUUUUUAAAGCAAUUUAUUGGGUUUUACAAUAGGAAUAAAUGUAAUAAACAAUAUAGCAUUCGUCUUAACAUAAUUUCACAUUUUCUUUGGACUUCCUCACAUCUCCCGCUCCCACCUUCAUCAUUAUAACAUUUUGUCAGCAAUUUAUCAUCUUAUUUAAAUUCUUAUAUCUCUUCGAUAUUUCAUAAUCUUAAAGUUCUCAUAAAGAGUUAAACUUUCACAACUUUUCUUGUUUCCUUAAAAAUUUCUAAGUUAAGUGGUGCUCAGUUAUUUAGUCCAGCAUCUUAUUCAGCAUUCAAUCAAAUCACAAUGUUUUUGUAGGUAGUUCUUAAAUUUCUUCCAAUCCUCCUCGAUUCUCUCUUCUCCCAGGUCACGGAUUCUGCCAGUCAUUUCAGCCAGUUGCAUAUAGUCUAUCAGUUGCAUCUGCCAUUCUUCCAGUGUGGGUAGAUCUUGGGUUUUCCAAUGUUUUGCGAGUAGUAUCCUUGCUGCUGUUGUUGCAUACAUAAAAAUGUCUGGUCCUUCUUUGCCACCCCUUGGCUGACAAUACCCAAAAGGAAGGCCUCUGGUUUCUUAGUGAAAGUAUAUUUAAAUACCUUUUUCAAUUCAUUAUAAAUCAUUUCCCAGAACGCCUUCACUUUAGGGCAUGUCCACCAGAGGUGAAAGAACGUUCCUUCACACUCUUUGCAUUUCCAGCACUUGUUAUCAGACAGGUGGUAAAUUUUUGCGAGUUUGACUGGGGUCAUAUACCAUCUAUAAAUCAUUUUCAUUACAUUUUCUUUCAAAGCAUUACAUGCAGUAAAUUUCAAUCCAUUACUCCACAGCCUUUCCCAGUCCUCAAACAUAAUAUUAUACCCAAUAUCCUGUGCCCACCUUAUCAUAGCCGAUUUAACCAUUUCAUCUUGUGUAUUCCAUUCCAACAGCAAGUUAUACAUCCUUGAAAGUAUCUUAGUCUUUGGUUCUAACAAUUCUGUUUCUAAUUUCGAUUUCUCCACCUGGAACCCUAGUUUCUUAUCACUUUUAAAAACUUCUUUAAUCUGAGCAUAGUGUAACCAAUCUCGCACUUUGUCUUUCAUUUUCUCCAAGCUCUGCAAUUUCCAAUUGUCUCCAUCUUUUCUAGUAUUUCCCAAUAUUUUGGCCAUUUGGCCUCCAUAUUGGGUCUUUUUCGGGCCUUAGCUUCCAAAGGUGAAAGCCACCUUGGUGUUUUAUUUUCCAGCAAGUCUUUAUAUUUUGUCCAGACAUUAAACAGUGAUUUUCUAACAAUAUGGUUCUUAAAGGCCUUAUUUGCUUUAACUUUGUCAUACCAUAAAUAUGCAUGCCAUCCAAAAACAUUGUUAAACCCCUCCAAAUCUAACACAUCAGUGUCUUCAAGAAGUAGCCAGUCUUUUAGCCAGCAGAACGCUGCGGCUUCAUAGUACAACUUUAAGUCCGGCAGGGCAAAGCCCCUCUUUGUUUUGCAUCGGUUAGUAUCUUAAACUUAAUUCUGGGCUUUUGCCCUGCCAGACAAACUUCGAGAUGUCUCUCUGCCACUUCUGAAAGCACUCCAUUUUGUCCAAUACCUGCAGUGUUUGAAAUAAAAACAACAUUCUUGGCAAUACAUUCAUCUUAAUCGCAGCAAUUCGGCCUAACAAAGAAAGUUUCAAUUUUGACCAACUGUCUAAGUCUCUCUUAAUUUCUGUCCAACAUUUUUCAUAAUUAUCCUUAAAUAGACUUAGAUUUUUGCUGUUAUGUUUACCCCUAGGUAUUUUACUUUUUAACCACAUUAAGUUCCGUCUCAUUCUGAAACCGUUCUGACUCUGUCUCAGUCAGAUUUUUCCCCAAAACCUUAGUUUUCUGUUUGUUUAAUUUAAAUCCCGCCACCCGACCAAAAUCAUUAAUCAAUUGUAAUACUCUUUUCGUACUAGGCUCUGGCUUCUGCAAGGUCAAAACCAGGUCAUCUGCAAAAGCUUUUAAUUUAUAUUGUUUCUGACCAACCUGAAUUCCUUCCACCAGCUGGUCCCCUCUAAUCAUGUUCAAUAGCACUUCCAGGACCGAAAUAAAUAACAAAGGGAAAUAGGGCAACCUUGUCGUGUCCCUUUUUCAAUUUUGAACUCUUCUGUAACCACAUUAUUAACUAUCAGUUUUGCUUUCUGUUCUGAAUAUAUCGCCUCAAUCCCAUUCUCAAAACCCCGUCCCACUCCCAUCUCUUUUAAGUUUCCCAUCAUAAAUUUCCAAGAAAUGUUAUCAAAGGCCUUCUCCGCAUCUAUAAAAAUUAAAACAGCUUUUGUAUUUAUGUCAGUUUGGAGAAGUUCCAAAAUAUCAAUAAUGUUCCUUGUGUUAGCAAACAAAUGUCUACCUGGGAGAAAACCGGCCUGGUCCUUAUGAAUUACUUCAUUUAAAACUAUUUUAAAUCUACUUGCCAAAAUAUCUGCAAAUAUUUUGUAAUCCACAUUUAAAAGGGAGAUGGGACGGUAGUUCUUCAGUUGUGUCUUUUCAGUUUCUGACUUUGGUAUCAAUGUGAUAAACGCUUCCUUCCACGAAUCCGGUGCCCUCUUCCCCUCCAUAAUUUCAUUGCUAACCUCCAUCAAGGGUUGUAUCAAAUAGUCUUUUAGUGUCUUGUAAUACUUGGAGGUCAGCCCGUCUGGCCCUGGAGAUUUGCCAAGUUGCAUGUUCUGAAUAGCUUGUUCAAUCUCCUGUCGUGUUAUUUUAGAGUUCAGGAUUGUCCUAUUUUCUUGUGACAGUUUAGAUAAUCCAUUUUUGCCAAAAAUUGUUUAAUCUCAACUUCGUCUUGCGGCCCUUGGGUAUAUAAUUUUUAAAAUAUCUCUGGAAACACUUUCUAAUGUCCACUGGAUUCUGAAUGUUUCUUCCAUCAACCUCUAAAUUUGUAACCGUGUUUAAUCUUUGUCUUCUCUUCAACUGCCAGGAUAGCAGUUUUCCACAUUUAUUCGCCGACUCAAACGUUUUUGUUUCAUUAAUUUGAUCUUCCAUUCAAUUUCCUGAUUUAUCAAUUUAGAAUACUGUGUUUGAUACAGUUUAAUUUCUCUCAGAGUUGGCUGUGACUUUGGAUUCACUCUUAAUUUCUUCUCUAAUUCUUUUAUUUUAUCCAAAAUCUUGUCUUUUUCUCAUUUUGUUUUUUUUCUUUACUACAUUCUGUUGUAUCAGGAAUCCCCUCAUGACAGCUUUGCUUGCGUCCCAGACGAUUCUUUUUUCCACCGAAUUGUUCAUAUUUAUCUCAAAAUAAUCUUUCAAAACUUUUUGGGCCUUCUUGGUAAUUUCCUGAUCUCUAAACAAAUUGUCAUUCAUCUUCCAUCUAAAGGAUCCAGUUGGUAGUAGUGUCAUGUCCAUCUUUACUGCGUUGUGGUCAGAACAGGUCUUUGGGCAGAUUUCCACUUUUCUAACCCUAGGUGCCAGGCCUCUAGAGAUCCAUAUUUGGUCGAUUCUUGUCCAGGUCAGUUGGGCUUCAGAAAAGAAUGUUCCUUCUCUACCUAGUGGGUUCUUUGUUCUCCAAAUGUCGAUCAAAUCCAUAUUGUCAGUCAUUUCAAAAAAGGUUUUAGGUAGUCUGCCAUCUUUUGUGAUGUUUUGACUUUGCGACUUGUCCAUGUUAGUUGACACGACCCCGUUCAUGUCUCCCAUCAUUAUGAUGUUGUUGUAAUCCAGAUGGUCCAGCAUUGUCCCCUGCAACUUCUUGUAAAAUUCCGAUUUCCCUUCAUUAGGCGCAUAGAUUCCUAAUAUCAGCAGUUUCUCUCCUUGAUAUUGUAUCUCAAUAGCCAAAAUCCUUCCAUGUUCAUCUUUAAAUAGAAAUUUAGGUAACAGGCUCUCUUUUGCAUAUAUCACCACUCCUCUCUUCUUCACUUUAUCCGACGAAAUAAAUUCCUGGCCCAAUCUGUAUGGAAAUUCACAAAUCAAAUGAUCAUAUUUCUCCUUGCAAAAAAUUUUCAACAUUCUGUUUUUCUAAAUACACAUGUCAUGUCCAGCUUAACUUUUUUGUUGAUUAAACCUUUUAUAGAAUUUGGAUGUGUAAUCAACAGUUUUUAAAAACAUAAUUUUAUAAUGGGAAUAAGCUGCUGUGUCCUAGGAUUCAUGUAGUCAAGCAUUCUUUUGUUAACAGUGUCUACCUAGUUACUUCUGAAUCUAAUGCUUCCAGGAUCUAAUACUCAGAGGGGUACUGCCACCGGACAUCAAAGUGCCAUUUAGUUAUCACAACUAGCAACUGUUGAUAGGCCCAUUCUCCAUAAACUUUGCCUGUUCCUUUGUAAAUGUGAGCUAGUCAUAUCUUCUGGUUAUGAAUUCUCUAAGACUUGAAGUCUUAGUUGUGUGUUUGACUGGAGUUCAAAGAAUGCCAUACAAAUAUUCCUAAUACUUCUAAUAUUAGUAGAGUAAUGAUUUAGUACUGGUCAUUUCUCUUCCCUUAGAGAGACUGAAGCUAGUAGUCCUGUAUAUGAGUGUGGUUCUUUAGUGUGUCAUUCAUAACUUCAGAGCAGGUUGGAAUUCAUCUGAAAAGACUUAGGGAUUUCCUUUUUCUUCCGAGUCUCUGUGCUAAAACAGGUUCUCCCUACCUCUGACAAAGUACAAGUGAUGUAUAAAGUUUUCACAAUUCUCUAACCCUGUUCAGACUCUGUAGCAUUGUCGUGCAUCUUCUUCAGUAGGAAGCUGUUAGAACUUCUUUGGUAAAUCUAGAGAGAUCUUGUCACUGGACAAUGGGAGCUUUCAUCUGAAGAUGUUGUGUUUUUUCUUGCUAGUAAUGAAAAUCAGUGUGUUUUAACCAUUGUGGUUUCAACCCUGAUUUUCAUGGGGAAGGACUUUUCUCCAUCACAUGCUUAAGUAAUAGUGCGUACUAUGGCAGCCCAACAUUCAAGCUUCAUCUUGAUUUAUCAUCAUUGCCCCAUUCUCUUGAUAGGGAAUCAGUGUUAAAUGCUUAGAGAACCACCAUCUUUCACUAAAAACAGCAUCUGUUUCUAACUUCAGCUUUUUAUUUUCUAUCUUUCAUUUUCUUUUUUCUUUUUUGUUGAUAAAUCUCCCAGACAACAACAGUUCUGUAGAGAGUUUAAAUAUGAAGGAAUGGCAGGACGGGCUAAGGGCACUUCUACCGAACAUUAACAUCAACUUUGGUGGACUGCCCAAUGCUACUUCCCCCUCCAACGCCAACCACAGUGUACCAACAUCCAACACUGCCACCACCGACAGCCUGAAUUGGGACAGCCCUGGCAGCUGGAUGGACCCCGCAAUCAUCACAGGUAACAAUUUCUCGCUCAUUCAGCUCCACUGAGAAUUACCAAGUGCAUAUUUUGCACAAAUUAAUCAAUGCUUUUUUUGGAAGAAAGAAAGAAAAAGCAACUCUAUGCGGUGGUCUCUUCCAGCUUCCAUCCACCAAACUUUCUAGAGGUCCAAGCAUCUUUUUGGGGGAAAACCCUCCAUCCCAAUAUCUGUUGCAUGUUCAGCGUCUUCCCAAUACAUCUUUAGACUUUAGUAGGUUGCCCUGUGAUCUAAUGGCUUGCCAGUUCUGUGCAAUGAAAUUCCUUAGGCACUGAUACAUUAACUGGACUCUUUUUCAUUAAAAAGGAACAUACUCCACUUGUUUAUAAAGCUCUCUUAUAAGGCUAUUUGUGUUUCCCUUUUAAAGGCUAAAGCAUGAUUAGGAAAAAAGUAGAGGAUCAUACGGUAUCUGGUAGAGCUAGAUUGUGAAUAAAUCUCUGGAAGAAUGUUGUAGAAAGUGUGAAAAGUUUUCCAAGGGGCAAAUGUUUCUUGUGAAAACUCAACUACUGUUUUGUCUGGAACAUGGUUAUAACAGUCCUUUGUACAAACUAAUAAUGUUUUCUUACCAUUGCCAUUGGUUAGGUUUAAGCUGACCUACUUCACAUUUGAAGUUCUUGCUUGCUCUGACUUAACCUCUUUCUCCUCCUAUGUUUUCUCUUCUUCCUAGGUAUCCCAGCCUCCGCUGGAAACAGUUUAGACACCCUUCAAGACGACAAUCCACCACACUGGCUAAAAUCUCUUCAGGCUCUCACAGAGAUGGAUGGCCCCAGUGCUGCCCCGACACAGACCCCCCACAGUAACCCCUUCAGCACACAGAUUCCUCUGCACAGAGCCAGUUGGAAUCCUUACUCCCCACCUUCAAACCCCGCCAGUUUUCACUCUCCUCCCCCAGGCUUCCAGACAGCUUUCAGACCCCCCAGUAAAACCCCCACAGAUCUACUACAGAGCUCAGCGCUGGAUCGUCAUUAGGAAAAGUUCAAAAACAUUAGAAAUGCAGGAAUUGCCCCACCCAGACUUCCUACACCCACCCAUGGUCCCUCCUCCACAUCUUUCUUUCUGAAGAAUCCAGUUCCUGAUCAAAACUCUUCCCCACCAGCCUCCAAAUGCAAUGCAAUCACAGGGUCAUAACCAUAUCUCUUUUUUUAAUUUUAUUUUAAGAUUCUGCUAAGCCAGUGUUUGAAAUACACUGAUGAAUUUUCUUUAAACACACAAAGAAAAAAGAGAGAGAGAAAUCAAAAGUGCAUAAAAAGGAAAAUAUUAUUUUCAUAAAUCUUUUGCACGGAAUUACUUUAGCCUAGCAGAAAAUGUCAAGUAGGGGGAAAUAAUAUAAAAUUCAGAAUCAAAUGCAGCGAUGUAAAAGCAGUUUAAUUUAAAUGAGAGAUUCAAGGUAUAGGGGGGGAAACCAGUGGCCUGGCAUUUAUUUUGCAUUCUGUGUGUCAGUAUGCAGGGAGAUAGCCCCCCGCCCCCUGUUUGGGAGGGUAGGACAGUAUUGUCAGUAAGAUUUGUCAUGAAGUGGGUUGAAGGACAGUUUGCCUGUUGAAAUAAACUGACAUGUUGCCUUGUUCCUAAGAAGUGGUUUAACAGAGGGAUAUUUUAAAAUUUUGGCUUUAGAUUUCAAGUAAACGUAAUGUUUUAAAAAUAUUCACAGAUUUAAUACCUAGCAUAUACAUGAUAUAAUUAUAAGCAGCUGAAACACGAGUGAUAUUUACUUCAGUCUUUCUGUCUCCUUGUCAUUCUCUCUUUCUUUUUUUUCUUUUCUUUUUUUAAAAAAAUCACCUGAUUAAGGCACUCUGGGAUAGCACUGCAUUGGGGCCACAUGAUCACCAUCAGGAGCGCAACCUUUGACGACCUCUGCCUGCAGCUUUUACUUAACCUUGUAGUUUCUGGACGUUUGUGCAGUAUUGAAAGACAGGAAAAGAGAAACAGAUAAAAUUAAACAUGGUUAUAACCUGACUCUAAAACUAAAAACAAGGAAAUGUACCUCUUUCUUCAGAAUUAAAACUAAAAUCUUAAAUAAAACAGAAAACUUGAUGACA
Messenger RNA from Podarcis lilfordi (Lilford's wall lizard), 58002 nucleotides. The record is from the annotation of a GenBank genome assembly. Lineage: Eukaryota; Metazoa; Chordata; Lepidosauria; Squamata; Lacertidae.